CUGGCUGGAUUGCUCGGCGAUCGACUAUAGAUGCCUGCCUCAUUCUCAAGUUUUCAGGCUAUGGUAACAAAGAGUGGGUAUAGUAGUGAGCUGUGAAUUGUGAGCCAGUCGUGUCCUGCAUCCAGGUGAGUUGCUUUGCACGAUGGUGUUCCCCAGAUCACCCCCCUGCACCUCUGCCCCCAUGUUCUGUUUAUUCCCAGGCUCAGUUCCAGCACAAUGUUCUUAUUUCCUGCAGCAUGCUCCAGUGAAGGGGGAGGGUAAAUCUUUGGUUUAUUUAUUAAAAUUCCCUAUAAUUAGGUUUCUGGACAUUAUUUUAUACUUUUCUCUGAACAUUUGUGCACUUUAAGUGUUUAGUCUAAAUUGGGAAGUGAAUUAAAAUCUGGGUCUGCUUUUAGGUUUAACCACUUUGCUUAAAUGAGCAUGGUUAGGCAAUCUAAUAUUUAGCAAAAAGUGUUUUUGUAUUGUUUAUGUGUCUGAUUUUAUCAUGUUUCUGUGCAUGGCUGUUGCAGUUUUCAAGUUUGUGUUGGUUGUUAGGCAAGUUUUUAUUUUUAAUUUAAAAAAAAAAAAAAAUCUUUUUGCAAAGUAAAACCAUGCUUGUGUUCCAUUAUGUUGGGUAUUUUGAUAGUCAAAAAACAAAACUGCAAACAACUUUUAGAAAAAAAAAAAAAGUACCUAAUGUUCCUUAUUUGAUGGGUAUUUUUGCAAGAUGCAUUUGUGGGAUAUUUCACUUUUUGUGCUGUUUGCAAAUGAUUUACUGAAACUGUUGUGUACCAUUUCUUAAUUCUGUAGGUGAGAGAGUUUUAUUAUAGCCAAAUUGCAUGCCUGAUAUAUUUUAACCCUCUGAGGUCCAGAUGCACUCCAGUUGUUGCUCUUAAUAUUCUAGUCAUUCAUUCAUCUGUACUUCCACCCUUGAAAAAAAUUUGACUUUCAAUUCUUCUGAAAUGUAAACUUUUUAGUGCCCAUGCUUGCUUGUUCUCUGUAUACUUUGUACAUAGGAGGAAAUGUGUUGCAUCAUUGUAACUUGCACAUAAAUAUAAAAACCAAACCCCCAGUUUAGAGUUGGCUCUUUUGAUCAGGGCCCACUUAAUUUUUGUAUUUUUAUUUGUCAUAGUUUUUCAUGUGCUUGUACAACGCUAUGUGAAAUGUAGGCGCUAUAUCCAUUAUUAUAAUAGUACUGAUUGGAGAGUGAUAGUGAGUGCUUGGAGCAUGCAUUCUGAGAAGUCACAUAAACUGUUAACCCAAACAUGGUCACAGAGGAACAAGAAGUGUGGCAGUCAAAGGGUUAAGUUGGGGGCAGGGCACCCAUUUGUUCUGUGCAGCCUGGUUCCUGGGUCAGACUGUCUCUCUUGGGACCACAUGCAGCUCAGUGGGAUAGUUAUUCUGAAAAGACCCAAGUGUCAGCUGUAUGCUAAUGAGGCAGAGAGCAUUGUCUGUUCCUUAAUGGGAGGGAACAUUCCACUGGUCUGCUGGAGCAGUCCUACUCUUAGCACUGCUGCACUGUGAUAGUAAUGGCUGUGGGGGGGUGGAGUACUGAACAUCUGCUAGCAUGGGGAGUGUGCACAACAGCUUACCACGCUGCACAAGCCACCAGUGGACAGCUGUAUGAUGGCAUAUGCAAAUCUGCACCUGAAAUAGGCCUUUCUGCAUCAGAAAAGCCUGCCUGCCAAAUGUGAAACAAUCAGCCAUAGGGGGGGUGGGUGUGUGUGUAUUUUUUUUUACAUUUUGUUUAAAAAUAAAUUAAUAAUAAAAAAAAAUAUAAAUAUAUAUAUAUAUGUGUGUGUUUGUGGUCGGGGACAAAAGCUGUAAUAAUGCAAUAAGUUGGAGGUGGAGUGCUGCAACAAACGUUCAGGUAGACCUUUAAAUAAUAGACAGCCCACCAAGGUAGUGGGAUGAAUUGAGCGAAGGGUAAGGGGGUUGAUUGCGUAUAAAUAGCCAGGUAACCCCUCCCACAAAUCCAGGCCACUGUGUGUGUGUAUGUAUGUAUAUGUGUGUGUGUGUGUGUAUAUAUAUAUAUAUAUAUAUAUAUUUAUUUAUUUAUUUAAAAAUCUGAAAGAAUACUCAGAAAUUUCCAAGGUGAUGGCUUCACGUUUAGCCCUUUGUCCCUAAAGUGUUCUUUAUACAUAAGGCCCAACGUCUUGCAUGCCUUUCCUAUUGAGGAGGCACACAAUGGUUUGAAGUCACAAUACGCCCCGUUCUUCUGUUACAGGUGGUUAGCUGUAGGUGUGAAUCUGGAUAAAUCUGUGCAGUUCCUGUUUGAGGAAGUUUAAGGAGCCGAUACCCCCAGUGUUUGUUAAUGUUAAAAACCAGGGCUGUCAAACCUUGUGAUUAGUGAAUUAAUAAAAACCUAAAGGCAUUUAUUCAUUAAACAGGGAUUUGUGGACCUGUUUUAAAUAGUUAUUGCACAUUUAUGGCCGAAAUGGCUGAGUUGUAUGUUUCUUUGAAAAUAUUUACAGAGUUAGAAAUCUGAUUGAAUCAUUGUUCUCAUUGUCCCAAUUUGUUAGUUAAUAAGCAAUACAAAUGCUAUUUUGUUUAAAUAGAAUACAGAUUUGCAUUCCACACGUGGGAAGAACCAGAUUGUGGUAAAUUGCAUGUAACUCUAUCCACAAUUAUAAACGAGGCACGUGAAAAGUUACUGUUUGCAUUAUUGACUAGUGGAAAUUGCUGGGAAACCCUACGGAAUCUGCGUAGGCCAAAAUAGUCAGAUUGGGAAAAAUUCAUAAGUCAGCACUGUUUUCAGUUAGGCUAUUUUUUGCAUUACAAUUAUUAUUAUUUUUUUUCAUUUUGCAGUAACCCUUUCUGUGUAAGAGCUGUGGCGGCUUAUAUUGUGUUCUUUCUUCUUUAUAUACAUUAUUUCUUAAUAAUAUUUCACUAAAUUCCCCCCCCCACCGACCAAAAAAAGAAAAGAACUGCAGUAUGAAUGUCACAGGAAUCUUGUUGUUUAACUUUCAAAGAUUUAAUAUAUUUUACGAGCUAUAGCAGACUUAAAGGGACACUAUAGUCACCUGAACAACUUCAGCUUAAUAAGGUUGUUCAGGUGAGAACUAUAGCUCCCUGCAGCCUUUCUCAUGUAAACACUGUAUUUUCUGAGAAAAUACAGUGUUUACAUUGAAAGCUAGGAACACCUCCAGUUGCAGUCACUCAGAGUGAACCAGAGGGACUUCGGAGUUGAUGGAGGCAUAAUAUGCCUCCAUCCACUCAGAUCUGCUGUCAGCAGAGCACAGGGCAGCACUGUGCACAGUAUCCUGUGAUUCAGUAUCUCCUCCCUCUGCAUGCAGACACUGAAUUGUUCUCAUAGAGAUUCAUUGAUUCAAUUCAUCUGUAUGAGGACAGGGCUGUGUUUGAAUCAUGCUGGCUCUGCCCCUGAUCUGCCUCCUUGUCAGUCUCAGCCAAUCCUGUCGGGAAGCAUUGUGAUUGGAUCAGGCUACCACUUCUGAUGAUGUCAGCAGACAGCUUGUUUUUCUGAGUCUAACAGCAUGCAGAUUUACAGCUUCAUGCUUGAAUACAGUAAGAUUUUUACUAUAUUUAUGGAGGCAUGAGGGGCCCAGGGGAGCUAGAUGGUGGUUUUAACACUAUAGGGUCAGGAAUACAUGUUUGUGUUACUAACCCUAUAGUGAUCCUUUAACAAAAUUAUUGAAAUUCCAGCAUAAUCAAACAGUAUGCGGAAGACCAAAUAUUGGUUUUGUAUUCCUUGGAAAAUGGCUGAUGGGAAAAGGCGUCUAUCCGUGCAGUGUGAUGUCUGUAUUGCAUACAUGAACUGAUCGGUGGAACCCAGUUGGAUCUUUCAUUGAAACCCAAUUUGCACAGUUGGGCAAACAUGACUCUGCUCUUGCAGAAACUUCUGUUGGACUGUAACAGUAAAAUAUGUUGGCAUGGAAAAUGGCGGUUUUCAGGAGAAAAUCUCUUCUCUCUCCAUAGCUGACAUGCCAUCAGGAAGAAACACAGGUCUGCUUUCAUGGAGCUUAUUCACCAAAGAAUGAAUUUAAAAACCCAGUUUUUUUUUUUUUUUAAACCCCAAAUUUAGAUCCCAGACAGUGAGAAAAUUCGGUUUGGCCGAAUUUUGGCCAUAUGUCUAUUUGGCUUGGUGGAAUUUCUGUACUGAAACAUAGUUUGGAAAUUAAUCAUGAAAAUGGCCCAAUCUGUGUACUGUAAAAUAUAUACAUAUUCUAAUAAAAUACACAUUUAGUGACUGCCUCCUUGAUAUAAUUUUUUGGUUUUUUUUCCCAUCUAUCAUUUUGUUUUCAAAUGUUUUUCAUUAGUUUUUUCCUCUCCAUUGGUGGAGCUCAUUAAUGAAACCAAAUAUGUUCUGCAAUUGCAUGACCUGUUUGGUUCAUGAUUUGGGUUUAUUUAGUCUGAGUUCACGAAUUCAACCAUUUAGCCCAAAUUCAGAAACUAAUCUCAAACUACUGAGUUGGAUACAUUCUCCUAUUCAACUAUUUACAAUUUGAAUCUUAUUAGCAUUGUUUUUGCAAUUUGAUUGUCAAUUCACUGUUUAUUCAAUAAACCUUGAUGCCUCUAAACUCUGUGAGAAAAGAUGUACCUCCUGAUUUGCCAGACCCGCUACAUAUUGCAUUUUGUGGAUCCAUCAAACCAUGUGUGUGGUUUUAAUAUAGAAUAUAUAUAUAUAUAUAUAUAUAUAUAUUAUUAUAUUUUAUUUUUUUUAUUUUUUUAUGCGUUUGGCUUUGGAAUGCUUUAAAAUAAAAUAUUGGGUCAUUAAGCUAUUUGGCAAGUUCAAAUAAACUGCAUAGUAGAUUGUUGGAUUGCCAAGUUGUUUCAUUCAUCUCUUUGCUACAAAUCAUAUCUCCAGCUAAACAGAGUUUUAUAGGAUAACCAGAGCUCCCUUUGAGAGCAAUGCCAAUAACUUCCUGGUCCCUUAUCUAUGCUAAACUUGCAGCUAUGUGGCCCUCUACUGUGAAAUUUAUAAGGGAAGCAUGGCUUUGGUGUCUUACUUCUCGUAAGACUCAAGAAAAUUCAGUUUAAGUGCAUCAUUAGAUGUCAUUGAGGCUGUGUAUACUGGGGGCAUUCAGCCCAUGGAAGAAAAUGUCAAUGGUGCUCUGUGUGUGGGCUAGCCAGUGCAGCGGUGAGCCAGCCUGAUGCCCCCUUUUCUGAGCAGACCUGCUCCAACUGCACCAAAAGUAAUACAAAUUGUUUCCCACGAGCCACCAUCGCGGAUCUCAAAAUAUCUCCUCCCAAUGUUGGGAAGUGUGCGAACAAACUGGAGAUGUAAAGCCAUGGCUUUCAAUAUAAGUGUUUAGGAUUUUUGCAAGAAAGGUGAAGGGUAUUUCUGGAUCUAAGAGUUAGCAGGUUCAAUGAUACGGUAGUGCAGUAACACUAGAUCAGAGUUAUAGGAUUUAAUCACUAAACAACAAAUUGUGGUGAAUUCUAAACUGAAUUGCAUAUUUAGGCCCAUAUUCAAUUAUUUUAUUUAUAUAGCGCCAUCCGAUUCCGUAGCGCUGUACAAUGGUAUAAAUAAAACAAGCACAAAAUCUGAGUUGAAGCUGCUAUACUUUUUUGCCUAACAUUUUAAUUUUACAAUUCACAAAAAUUCUGUGUUUAGUGAAUAAACCCCAAUGAGCUAUAUAGAUUAAUUAUUAUUAUUAUUUUUUUUUUUUUUGAUGAAACCAAUGAAUCCAUUACAAUAAAACUGACAUUAACAUUUGAAACAUAUACAACCUAAGAGGGAUUGUGGUAAGGAAGCUGUUUAAAUGGCAUUCUCUGAGAAGUCUAAAAUAUACAUCACAAUUCUUCUGUCAAACAUGCAGAACAGAACAUUGUAAACCAUUGCUAAUAACUUGAUUGAUAUAAACUAAUACAUUGGAGAACUCUUUUUCUAAAGUGUUCUUCUGUAUUUAGUAUAUACAGCAGACAAACCCAUACAGUGUAUGCUCCUUCUAAAUCCUAGCCAAUUGUAUGUCUGACCAAUGCCACAGCUGUUUUCUUGUGGUUCAUUAUCGCCCUCUAGAGGGUGUUUGUGUUUAUGUUGGUAUAGUUUAACCUUAAGGACCAAACUUCAGGAAUAAAAGGGACAUGUCAUGUGUCCUUAAAGGGUUAAAGGAACAACAUAGUGUUAGGAAGACAAACUUUUUUCCUUGCACUAUAGUGCUAGAGUAGCAGUUUAGGUGUUUGGCCCCCUCAAUGUCAAGUUAGAAGGUUUUUAAACUUAACUUUCCUCCAUUUUCAUGCUGGUCUUGUGCGGCUGGCUCCUCCUCCAUAGCUGAGAUCAUCAAUCCUGGUGAUCUCAGCCAAUCAACCCAAUGCUUUCCCAUGGGUAAGCAUUGGGAGGCUAUUGCGCAUGAGUGUGAAAACGACUUGCUGUGCCAAUCAGUAGAGAUGUAUUGAAUCAAGAGGUGGUUUUUAUUUAUUUAUUUUUUUGGGGAAAAAGAAGCAUUUAUAUUAAAAAGCCUGCAGGGACAGACUUUAGACGCCAGCAUUCUGGUGACUAUAGUGUCCCUUUAACUCCUUUUAAAUGUUCUCGCUACCAUUGAAAGUUACAUGAUGGAGGGAAAAAAAAGACAAUUUCAGUAAAACAAUUUGUAUACAUUUAUUAUAUUUUCCAUAAACUGUUCCCUCCUAGGGUGAUGCUAGCUUCAAGAACACCUCUGGCGUGAUACCAAUGAAAAACCCAAUAACCCUUACUAUCCAUUUGUGUUGCUAUUAGCCAAUAAUGGUUUAUGAUGGAAUUUUUAUUAAAUAAUUUCCUUUAAGGAUAUGAGUGUCUGUGGCACAUGUUUGUUCUACCUUUCUUCUAGUGAGCUAUGCUAACAAUAGAAUUCCACUGCAUUUACAGCAAAUGCAGUUAGGGACUUUCCUAAGACACCGUGCCUCACUGAUGGCUACUUUUAAGACUGUAUCUCGCUGUUGACAAAAUGUGCCUUAUCAAUUACCUUGACAUUACCUGUGAAUAUUUUGUAGGACAUUUGGAUUUGCAUUAAAUCUGUUGGUAAUAUAUACUCUUAAAAGAACGGUAAAUUCAUAAACCUUUUUCCAUGUUUGCAUUAAGGGAUGCUCUAAACACCAAAGCCAUAUUAACUUAAUUAAAGGGACACUAUAGUGACCAGAACAACUACAGCUUAUUGCAUUUGUUCUGGUGAGUAGAAUCAUUACCUUCAGGCUUUUUGCUGUAAGCACUGUCUUUUCAGAGAAAAUGCAGUGUUUACAUUACAGCCUAGUGAUAAUUUCACUGACCACUCUUCAGAUGGCUGUUGGAGAUCCUUCCUGGGUCAUGGCUGCCUAAAAUUCAUCCAAACAUUCAGUGUUUCCUCCCUCUGCAUGCAGACACUGAACUUUCCUCAUAGAGAUUAAUUGAUUCAAUUCAUCUCUAUGAGGAGAUGCUGAUUGGCCAGGGCUGUGUUUAAAUUGUGCUGGCUCUGCCCUUGAUCUGCCUCUUUGUCAGUCGCCACCAAUCCUAUGGAGAAGCACUGUGAUUGAAUCAGGCCACCACUUCUGAUGAUGUCAGAAGACAGCUUGCUAUUCUGAGGCAAACAGCAUGCAGAGCUACAGCUUCAGGCUUGAAUACAAGUAAGAUUUUGCUAUAUUUAGGGAGGCAUGAGAGGUCCAGGGGGGCUAGAUGGUGGUUUUAACACUAUAGGAUCAGGAAUACAUGUUUUUGUUACUAACCCUAUAGUGAUCCUUUAAGUGUUUUUUUUUUUGUUCUAUAGAUCACACCCUUGCAGUCUCGCUGCUCAAGCCUGUGCCAUCUAGGAGUUGCAUCACUUUUUGUUUCUGAAAAGAGAGCCCUAGACACACCUCACAUGGCUGUGACUCACAGACUCCAAGAAAAAAUGGUUUCAUUAUCAAUCAGAUCUUACAGCACAUUGAGUUUACUUUAAAAUGUUAAUAGCAUGCAGGCUCUAGCAGGCAAUUAACAGAGUAGGAGACAACAUGAGAAGUUAACAAAUUUAGACCCUUUUUCAAGACGCGUAAGGAGGCAGUGUGAGUCACAGCCAGGGGAGGUGUGGCCAAGGCUGCGUAAACAAGGUGAUUUAACACCUUAAAGGACCACUAUAGUGCCAGGAAAACAUACUCGUUUUCCUGGCACUAUAGUGCCCUGAGGGUGCCCCCACCCUCAGGGUCCCCCUCCCGCCGGGCUCUGGGGAGAGGAAGGGGUUAAACACUUGCCUUUCUCCAGCGCCAGGCGGGGAGCUCUCCUCCUCCUCUCCUCCCUUUCGGCUGAAUGCACAGUGAGAAUCACGCAAGCGCCUCUAGCGGCUGUCAGUGAGACAGCCACUAGAGGAGUUGGAGGCUGGAUUAACCCUAACAUAAACAUAGCAGUUUCUCUGAAACUGCUAGGUUUAUUUAAAAAAGGGUUAAUCCUAGAGGGACCUGGCACCCAGACCACUUCAUUAAGCUGAAGUGGUCUGGGUGCCUAGAGUGGUCCUUUAGUAGCAUAUAAUUGAGCAGUGAAACAACAGUAUGUGUAUGUGUAUAUAUAUAUAUAUAUAUAUAUAUAUAUAUAUAUAUAUAUAUAUAUAUAUAUAUAUAUAUAUAUAUAUAUAUAUAUAUAUAUAUACAUACAUACAUACAUACAUACAUACAUACAUACAUACAUACAUACAUACACACCCCAAAACUUCUGGUUGUUUUGGUGCUUCAAACAAAAGAUAGUGGACUUUACAGUGCUACAGGGCGUUUUACAAUAAACCCAUAGCGUAUAUGGCUAGAAUUGUGUGUCUACAUAGGACUAGUGUGCUUUGAUAGCUUUCUGAAUACAUGAUACAUGUACACUGUUGACUGAAGGCUGAUUAAGGAGCAGGGUGAGUCAAGGAGCAAUCUAUGCAAAAUUCUGCUCUAUACUCAAAUACCUGGGUAGUGAAGCAAUGAAAUGCAAUUAUUCGCUGCUUUCCGUGACAGAAUUGUUUUUCCUGGAAGGAUCAUGUUUAUUAAUGGGAGAACCAGUAAAACAAUCUCAUGUGUGGGUGUAAUCUAUUACCUUGUAUUAGUGUGACUCAUUAGUCAUUAUGAACCCCCAGACUUGAGCCAAUUUAUUUUUGUGUGUGUGUUUUGCUACAUGUAUAAUUUAUAUUUGUCUCAAGGAAUUAAAAAAAUGUAUCUAUUUUUAUUAGACUAGCUGUCAUUAAAGAAAAAUGUAAUCUCUUAAUAUAAUCUGUUAUAAUGUAACAUGCCCUAUUGUGUUUUUUUUUUUUUUUUUAAUUCAAGUUUAUUGACUUUGUAAAAAAAAUUUUUUUUUUCCAUUUCUGACUUGCAUCUUGGUUCAGACUGCAAAAUAUGGAGUAUUGGCUGGAAUAACUGACAAUUAUCCAUUGCAAUGCACUGUAGUACUCUGCAGUGACUAUGGUGAUCUGGCUCCCCCUCACUGUAAGUAGUCAAUCUGUUUUAGAAUGGUUUGAUGUCUUACCUGUGGUCUGGUGGGUGUUGCUCCAUGGCUCCUCAACUAUCAAUGAUAAGACCGAAAUUGCUAAGUAAGGCUAACUCAUUGGCUUAGAGCAUCAGCUGCACUGUCGGGCGAAUCUCAGAGGGCUGCAACUCUGUCUGAAGUAGUAAAGGUGGGGAAUGGCUCUGGGUAGAUGGGGGGUGGGGUACCAUAGUGGUUAUGGCAGUACAAGCAGUUGUGUUCCUUUAAAGCAUGGUAUAUUAUAACCUAAAGAUUAUAGUAAGAUUUUUUUUAUUUUUAAAUGAGUUAUUAUGUAAGAGAUAUUCCAUGCAAUAUGUAAUAACUGAAAGUAAACAGUUACUAAAUUAAUUGUCUUUCUGGAAUCAAUCUCUCUCAAAUCAAAGGUAGGGCUGCCACUUUUGGCUUAGGAACAAGUUUAUUGGCAUUCCAUUUUUUUAUUUUUAUUUCCGUCUGACAUUUUAGCUGUGAAUGUCAUAAUACUGUUCGGUUUUACUGCAAAAAAAUGCACAUAUUUGUAAUCAGCGAUGUCUCACGAGUACAACAGUACCCCCCCAUUAACCGGUUUUAUGGUGUUUUGGAAAGUUACAGGGUCAAAUAUAGAACGUUCCAUUUUCAAAUUGAAAUUUGACAGAUUAGUAAUGUUACCGUUGAUACGGUGUGGUAGCCCAGGAAUGAAAAUUACCCCCAUGAUGGCAUACCAUUUGAAAAAGUAGAUAACCCAAGGUAUUGAAAGUGGUGUAUGUUUACUCUUUUUUAGUAGCUACUUAAUCACAAACACUGACCAAAGUUAGCGUUCAUAUUUUGUUUUUGUGUGAAAAAAGCAAAAAUCGAAUAUUUGGCCAGUGUUUGUGACUAAGUGGCUACUAAGAAAGACUUGCAAUACCUUGAGUUGUCUACUUUUGCAAAUGGUAUGCCAUCAUGGGGGUAAUUCUCAUUCCUGAGCUACCAUACGCUCUCAAAGGCAACAUAAACAAUCUGGCAAAUUUCUAUGUCAAAAAAAUGAAAUGCAAGCCUUAUAUGUGACUCUCUAACUUUCCAAAACACCAUAAAACCUGUACAUGGGGGGUACUGCUAUUCUCGGGAGACUUCACUAAACACAAAUAUUAGUGUUUCAAAACAGUAAAAUGUAUUACAACAAUAAUAUAGUCCAUAAAAGUGCCGUUCGUUUGUAAAAAAUGCAAAAAAAGUCACUUUUACUUAAAAUAUCAUCGUUGUAAUACAAUUUACCAGUUUGAAACACUAAUAUUUGAGUUCAGCGAAGUCUCCUGAGUAAAACAGUACCCCCUAUGUACAGGUUUUAUGGUGUCUUGGAGAGUUACAGGGUCAAAUAUAGUGCUUGCAAAUUAAAUUCUCUGCACUUUCUCCCUGUGUUGUCAGGCAUGUCAAUCAAUUUGAAUUAAUCAAAUCACAUAAUUGUUAAAAGAUUACUUAAAUAUACAUGUAGAAUUUUAAUAUAUAUGCAUUUAUAGGUACUUAAAUUCUACGUGUAUACUAAUGUAAUCUUUUAUGUAAUUAUAUGUAUGUGUGUGUGUGUGUGUAUACUGGGCGCCAGUAAGGUGAGUAUACUGGGCUUUAAAGCCCAAUUAAAGCGGGACGGCAUAGAACGCCGUAACAGCGUUAAAGGGAUACUAUAUGCACUUUUGAUGGCACACAAUCGAGCAGUGAGACAUGCAUGAUCUAUACACCACAUCUGCUUCCCUAAAGGAACACUAUAGCGUUAGGAAUCCAAAACUGUAUUCCUAUCACUAUAGUGUCCCUCUGCCCUAAGGUUGUCCAGCUCUCCCCCCACAUUGAAAGGGUUAAAAAAAACCUUGUAACACUUACCUUUUUCCAGCACCGAGGUCUCUUGGGGCUGGCUUCAUCUCAGCCUCACCCAAGUCAGCAAUAGGGUGUGAGGGGGUUAAACCCUUUCCUUUGAGUUUUUUUUCAAGAUGCAGGAUGUCCUCAUGCAAAGUAAAAGGAUGUCCAGUGUCAUUUCACAGAGUUAAAAAAAGGUGAAACUGCAGGAAGCAGAUCUGUCUUGUGGACAGUCACUAGUCUUGGCACUGCAAUAUAAACAUUGCAGAGCUAAGGGGAAAAAGGACAUUGCACCCAGAUUAUUUCAAUGAGCUGAAGUGGUCUGGGUGCCUAUAGUGUUCAUUUAAAGGAAUACUAUAGUGCCAGGAAAACAAACUCGUUUUCCUGGCACUAUAAGGUUAUUCGGUCGUCCUCCUCCCCCCUGGCUGAAGGAGUUAAAACCACUUCAGCCACUUGCCUUAAUCCAGCGCCGGGCUCCCUCGGCGCUGGUGACCUUUUCUUCUCCUGCAGACGUCAGCGCCUAAAGCGCAUGCACAGCAAGAGCCGCACGUGCAUUCAAGCUGCCCAUAGGAAAGCAUUACUCAAUGCUUUUCUAUGGGCGUCCAGCGUGAGUUUAAUGCGAUUUUCGCAUUAAGGAUCUCGGAAGCGGCCUGUUUUGGCUGGAUUAACCCUCAAUGAAAACAUAGCGGUUUCUCUGAAACUAUGUUUACAGCUGCAGGGUUAACACUAGAGGGACCUGGCACCCAGACCACUUCAUUGAGCUGAAGUGGUCUGGGUGCCUAUAGUGGUCCUUUUAAGGGAGGGACUUUACUGCAAGGGCGAUGCUGGGUUUACAUAUGCUCCUGCUGUCUGAGAUAAGUGAGCCUUGCAGUCCCAGGAAGCAACUGUUUCAGCUGCCAUGAUUUGGGCCCCUAGACUUCAAAGUGGUGAUUUGUGCAUACUUCUCUUUUCGUUACUGCUCUGUCUGUGCGGUGUAUCAUUUGAAAACAUAUUGUGUUUGUGUAUAUGUAGUCUGUUAUGAUCCUGUAUCUAACAAAAUUGUAAAAAAUUUUGUUAUAUUGUCUUGAUUUUUGUUUUUUCCCCAUAACUAUUUUAGUGGUGGGUCACUACAGAUAUCCCUGUUGGAUAGGAGCACCCUACGUAAAUAAACGUGUAUGCUUUUAUGCCUCAGUGCAAGACGGGUUAACUAACGUCAGGAAUAAAUUGAGACUAAGUUGGAAACUGCUGCUUUUUCUCUGACUGUUCUCAUUCAACUUGUUUGUGCUUCAUUAGUGAAAAUGAAAGUCAAAUAAUCUAUCUGUUCAUUUUGAAACUUUGAAAUUUGAACUCGAUCACCCACGCUAGAGACUCACAUUCUUUCUAAUCUGGUAUAAAAUUCUGUUGAGGGUCAUUUAACUCCCAUUCUAUUAUGCCAUUAGCCCAGUGAUCUUUGUGAAUAGUUGAUAUUCUGUUUCCAUCUGAGUUAUUUGCAUUAGCAGUUUGCGAGGUAAGGAGGUAUAGUACACAAAGUCCUACUUGAAAAGCACAUGGUGCCUGUACCAUUGUGUAACUGCUCUUGCAUUGUAGGACAAUUUGCCUCCAUAUUUUAAGGUAUUGACUGAUCCUUCUGUAAUGAUUUUAGGGUAUGGACUAUUGAAUUGCCUGGCUUCCAGUUUUCUACGAAACCAACUACAACAGAUUCCUUCUGAUACAUUAAACGUGAAUGAAGAUCUCCAAAUGGUAAGUCAUUUUUAUGAAUUUGUGCCAAAAAGUAGCUGGAAACACCCAAAUGAUGUUUGUUUCACCCCAAUCUGUGAAAUGCUGGCCUGUUUAAUCUAUAAGUUUCCUGUGUAGGCACCACACAUACAUCCUGCAUCAGAAACUAACUAGGCUUCUGAACAGUUUUUUCUUAAAAAAAAAAUCUAUUAGUUUAGGAUAUAAACGAGUUAGCUGUUAGACAUUUUGGGGUGUUUGUUAAUCUCUGCAAAAAAAAAAAAAAAACACAACCCCCAAACUUGGAAAAACACAAAUAUUUUGCCAUUGUGUACAAAUUGAUGCAAGGUUUGGCUAUGUAUUGAGCUCUCAUUACCUUCUUGCCCUAUUCAUUCGUUAGUAGAAUGUUUGUAGGUUUUGUAAGGAAUGAAUAAGUAAUUCUGCAUGGCAGUAUUUUUGGAAAUGUAAGUAAAAUGACCCUUUGGAAUGUUGAUGUGUUUUUUUUUUUUGUUUUUUUUUUAAUUUAUUUUUUAUACAUUGAUAGUUUAGGAAGAAGUUUAUUUUGUGCUUCUUGCAAAAUGUUGUUAAAGUUGUAUAGACACUUUGUGGUUUGUUACUGACUGGGAGCAAUGCAUUUUGCAUUACACUCCGUGGCAGCUGAAGUGCUUUAGGGGUUAACCGCGUCCCUGCAGUUUUAUUUUAUAGAAGUUCCAAUUACAAGAGAAAUUGGCAGUUUUAUAACCAUCCCAUAACAACUCUCAACAGACCAUCUUUAAGGAAAAACAAUGUUUCGAGCAGUGGGUUCCAAACCAGUCCUCAAGGCACACCUACCAGUCCAGAAUUUAGGGAUUAACCACCUUAGACACAACUGCUAAAUCCCUAAAUUCUGGACUGGUAGGUGUGUCUUGAGGACUGGUUUGGAAACCACUGGUUUCGUACAGUUGUUAAAGGACCACUAUAGUGCCAGGAAAACAAACUAGUUUUCCUGGCACUAUAGUAUUAAUAGGUCCCCCCUCCUGCCGGGCUCUAGGGGGAGGAAGGGGUUAAACACUCACCUUUCUCCAGCGCUGGGCUCCCUUGGCGCUGGGGAUUCUCCUUCGAACGUCAUCGGCUGAAUGUGCAUGCGCGGCAAGAGCCGCGCGCGCGCAUUCAGUCAGUCCAUAGGAAAGCAUUCUCAAUGAGACAGCCACUAGAGGCUGGAUUAAGCCAAAUGUAAACAUAGCAGUUUAUCUGCAACUGCUAUCUUUGCAGCAGGCAGGGUUAAACCUAAAUGGACCUGGCACCCAGACCACUUCAUUGAGCUGAAGUGGUCUGGGUGCCUAUAGUGGUCCUUUUAAGGGAGGGACUUUACUGCAAGGGCGAUGCUGGGUUUACAUAUGCUCCUGCUGUCUGAGAUAAGUGAGCCUUGCAGUCCCAGGAAGCAACUGUUUCAGCUGCCAUGAUUUGGGCCCCUAGACUUCAAAGUGGUGAUUUGUGCAUACUUCUCUUUUCGUUACUGCUCUGUCUGUGCGGUGUAUCAUUUGAAAACAUAUUGUGUUUGUGUAUAUGUAGUCUACACAGCGUCAUUGUGUUGCGUUUUUUUUGUGGAGCUGGGAGGCAAGAUAUCCGUGAACAUAUUUUAUGGGUUGCGGGCUGCCCUGUGUAGUUCACAGUCAGUAUGAAGAAGGCUGUUGAUGUGUUUUACUGUUUUUAAUGUCUGAGCGCUGACUGCAAGUUGGGGUGUUAGUGCACACACUGAAAUGUGGGGUUCUCGCAUGUAAACUGCCAAAUAAAUGGUUGAUUCUACUACAGGUUAAUUUAUUGCCAUGUUACAUAGCUUAAAAAGAGACAUGCGGCCAUCGUGUUCCUCCUUUCAAGACCUCUGCUUCAUUUAUCUCUUCAAUCAAUGCAUGCCGCACUGUGUGCAUUCUCUUCACUGUUUACUUCCUGGUUACUCCGUUGCCAAGUAACCCUUCUGCACUGACACUUCUUGAGAGAGGCAAGGAUCUCUGAUCACUAAUUAGCUAAUAAAACAAAUGACAGAAAAGGGACAUAGGCAGCUCAUUCAUGCACUUAGCAUUAUAACAUAAAGGUUUUUAUUUUCCCCCUACACCUGCAAAUCAAUGGAUAAAUCACUUUAUUCACUCUGACCACAACAUCAAGUUGUGGUUUGCCACCAAGUAAGAGAUAUUUUGUUGGCCUUUAAUUCCAAUUAUCAAUUUUGCUGUCCACAUACAUAUCCCGAAAUGGACCCAGUAGGGCAGGGGUUUAACUUUCAAUAAUUGGAAGCAAUGAACUGGAAACUCUCCUAUAAGUAAAUGGAUGAAUGUGGGCAAUGCCUUCCUUGCAGUGUUUAUAUGAAAAAUUUUGUUGGGGUGUAAAUGUGAUGUUGUACUUGUGACGGCGCACUUGAAUUUCUGCAUAGCAAACAUUUGGGGGGAAUCAGGGAUUGUGUCAAUAUGACAGAGAAAUUGCAGUCAUUUUUUAUUUUCAGUGCAAAUUAAGGUAGAUCAUGCUCACUGAGAACCUGCAAAAGAGAGACUGUUUGCGUGUAGCUUUUUACUGAUUACUGUUAAUGCUUUAUCGGUUUACAGCACAAAGAUUGGUAACUAUACCACGCAAUGUGCGUUUAAGUGAAUGUUAAUUGGCCAGAGUUAAAGGUAAUUGUAUCGCUGAAGAAAUUCUCUCCAAAUUAUUGCUUUGAUGCUAACAGUUAUUUUGGCCUUACAUUUGAAAUUUACUCUUUGAAAUUCCUAACAAUUUUCACUUUGGUAAAUAACCCUUUAAAUGUGGACAUUUGUUUGUCUUUAGUAAGACCAUUUUGAUACAAUUUUUUUUUUUUUGUCACAGUUAAAAAUGUCAGCAAACUGAGUAUGUCGUGUUAAUGUUUGUAGCAGGCUGAAGAAUAUGUCUGUUGAUUUGUAGGUAAACUUUAUAAUAAUGUUUGAACUGUAGAUGAAGUGUACCGCGUCUGAGUUUCAUAGUAAAUCCACAUUUAUCUGGCUUAAUGCACUGCUCUAUAAAAUCUAAAGUUCUCAUAAGUGUUGUUGUAGAGUGAGCAGAAAUGAAUCCCUUCACAGUCUUGUUAAAUGUGAACAAGAGCUUUCCUAAUACUGUUAUUUCACCCCUUGGCUAUAGUUGUGCGCAUUGCGCACAUGCACAUAUAAGUAAGGUUGCCGGAUGUUGUAUGAACACAUGUGGUUGCUGGUAUCCUGCUGUCAUGUGUAGCCCAAAUAGGGAGGCUCCAUUAGAUGUUCAGUUGGUAUAAAUACAGUCGAUGUCUGUUUAGCAGCUGUUAACAGCAGGUGUGCAAGCAAUACCCGGGAUAUUAGAAUGUUAAUCAUUCUGUUUGCCAGAACUAAUACAUCUUGCAAAGUUUGGAGUUUAUUUGCUAAACUGUGAAUUGUGGGCAAUUUGAAAUGGUAUUGGAAAUUUCAGGAAAUCGUUUAGGAAAAUAUGUAUUUGUUCCCACCUUAUUGGCAAUUAGUUUAGCUAGUUGAGAAAAUAAGGUCCUAUGUGCAUGUAAUCAAGAAACCCUAAGAGACCAAUCAGAGUCUCUGUUGAACCGUGCUAUAAAUAUAAUAAAGUGUGUGAACGAACUGUAUUAUAUGUAUAUAGGUAGACUUUUUGUUCUCUCCAAACCUGAAAGUUAUAUGGAACAAAUCUAAAAACACAUAGUCCACAUGAAAACCCCAAAUUUGUGUGUGUGUGUGUGUGUGUAUGUAUGUGUGUGUGUGUGUGUAUAUAUAUAUAUAUAUAUAUAUAUAUAUAUAUAUAUAUAUAUAUAUAAUCUCAAAUCCUGAUGCCACUCUUGGAUGUCCUCAAUACUGUAUGUGUUCAUGGUAGUUUGUCUUCUCUUAAAGGACCACUCUGCAUCUAUAAAGCACUUCAGCUUGCUUAUGGAUGAGGAGUUCAUAAGAAUUGCAGCUUUUGCAAGCACUUUUAAGAUAUCCCCAAUGAAUACAUGCAUGAAAAAUAUAUGUAUGAGUUAAUUGCGGGUAUAUCUACUAAAUAGCUAGCAAUUUCUCCUUUUAUAUUUUUUUCCCCAUUUGGGCUGUGGCGUGUUCCUUUAAAUUGCUUGGCAUUUUAUUUAGCAAUGCAAUUCUGUUUAUAAAGAAACACUCCAGCCGCAGUGGCCAUGGGUAUCUAGCAGGACCCAGGUAAGUUGUGAAAACAUCCAAAAAUUUUAUGGCUACUUACUGGGGAGCAGUGCCUUGAAAUUUAGAGAGCUAAAGUGGUUAUUAAAUCUUUUUUUUUGCAGUGCAAUAUAGAAUGACAUACAGUCCUGAGGUGCCCCAAAGGCAGUCCUCUGGCUGAGCUUUACUGUAGAUUUGACAUGCACAAUUUUUUAAUAUAGAGAACAUAAGGAAAACAGCGGUUACAUCCCUCUAUGCCACAUUUAAGAAGAGACAUUCCAAAAGAGAGUUAAGCAUAGAGUGGAGCAACAGAUAAACGUUUGACUAGCCAGGCUUUAGGUAAAUGUUUUACAGCAGGCUAUGAAACUGGCAGCAUAUUGAUAAAGUAGGUUUGACAAAUUAGUGAUUCAAAGCUAGGUUACGGUAUCGCUGGGUGCAGAUAUAGUGAAGCUAUGCGUGGUAUGGCUCGAAAAGGAAAGUACAAGACACAGAUGCAGAGUACUAUUAGGCAUGUGCUUCAGUAUAAGGUAUGAGUUCACUCUGGUUUGGAGGGCUCAGUGUGUGGCCGUCUGCUCGCUUUCGGCACUGUUCACCCGUGCGGGCCUCUGCAUACCUUGGCGGCUGGGCUGCUUGCUGUUUAGUUCGUUGUUUGGCCCUGUGUUGGCUGCAGUGAGCAUCCAGGCGCCGCAAGCUGUGUUAGGGAUGCUUGGUGCAUAGGGUCUGCGUUCACUUGUGCCGGCCGCCAUCCUCUGCCAUCUUGGGUGUACCUUGCUGCCUCAUGGUGAUUGGAAGCAAUGGUGGCCGGCUGCCUGUGGCACCCAGCGAGGACCGGCAUAACCCCUGCCGGUCCGGGGGGUUUAGAGGUGAGUACGGUGAGGUUGCCAUCUGCAAGGUUACCAUCCAAGAGAGCGGCCGCCUCUCCCAGGCUCGAUUGCAGUUAGGCCUCAAGCUGGAAUCGUGGGACCCGGUAAGUUGCGGGUACAAGUUUGGUAUCAAAACGUUUUCCCGGGUCUCCCCCACUCUAUAGUCACCUUCCCAGCGGUGUGAGUGCGAUGAUUUGGGGUAUAUCCCCCGUUUUAGUGGCUGGCUUGCGGGAGCUAUCAUGCAGCACGUCCACUCUGCUAGGAAGCUAGGCUCCGCCCCCUAAAUGUCUCUUUCAAAUGUAUGUCUGUUCCCUGUAGUGUGAGGAACUAUGGUGAUAUGGACUUCCUUUGAAUUCCCUUCAGUGUUUUGUUUUGGUUGCUGCAGUCCCAGUGGAACCUUGAAUAGCAGUCCAGAACAAUGUGAUUUUUCUCGAAAUCUCAUGAAAUACUUUUUUGCGAAUUUGAGCACAGUCAGGGUUAUUGACUAAAUUGGGAAUUCACCAGGAAAUUUCACAUUUUAGGCGAAAACCGUUAAACCUGAAAAAAUAGCUCAGUUGAAGAAUAUUAUUUUUAAUUUUUUUAUGAUUGCAACUUUAGCCUAAGAUUUGUGGUUUAUUGAAUAAUCAUGUGUGUAUUUUAGUGUGAUUUGUGCAUUCUGUGAUGUGUUUUAAUGUUCUCUUGUGCAGAUCUCUCUGAGCCACUGUGUGGGUGUCUUGCAGAGCUGUAUCUGACGUCCAAGCUAAGAUUUGAUAUAUAUAGAUUCUAUCUUCUGAUCUGCAGGUUUCUCUGCUGAGAAAUAGAUUGGUUUAUUUAUGUAUAGUGGCAAACAGGUCAGUAUGCAGCCAUGGUGGUCCGCAGGAAUUUUUCCAUGGGGGGUGUGGGCAUAAUUGUAAUGACAUCCAUGCUUGGCCCCUUUUUGACAGUGUCAUGAAAGGGAAGGAGCAUAGUCAUUUUCACAUAAAGCCAGGGAAUAGCUUUUUUACAACUAUGGUGUCUGGAAUAUAUGUUUGUAUUCCUGACACUAUAGUGUUCCUUUAAUCAAAUUAAAGGAACAUUCUGGUCACCAUAACAACUUCAACUAAAUGAAAAUGCUAUCAUGCAAGGAGGCCCCUGGGCGCUCUCUUUCCUUUAAGGAGUGAAACCACUCUCAAAUGGUUUACCCCCCAAAGGCUUCCUCCAGCUCCAGAUCUCCAGGUCGCUCAGUGGUAUUCAGCUUCUUAAACGGAGUGUCAGGAAGUGCAGAUUGACAUCAGGCAUGGGUGCCGCUGAUUGGCUAGAGUGGUCAGCUGACGCUCUAAGCCAAUCGCUAGUUCCCGAUUCAUAAAAAUGUUUUACGUUUUCAUGAAUGGGGAGCUACUGAUUGGCUUUGAGUGCCAGCUGACCCUCUAGCCAAUCAGCGGCACCCUUACCCAGCGGCCAUCUGUGUUUCAGGACACUCAGUAAAUUAAAGUGAACACAUUAACACUGAUAUAUAUAUUUUUUUUUUUUUACCUGGGGAGAUGACGAGGUCCAAAGUUUCCCUGCCAGGCCCAGGUACCAAAGCCUUAUGAUGUGGUGUCCAGAAUGAAGUGCUCCAAUCUCAUUUUCUUCUCCUUCAUUUGACACAGUCUUCUUUUUCUUCUGAGGCUCCUUCUGCAGAGGCGGCUCUAGACUUUAUGAGGCCUUAGGCGAAACUCAAACAUGAGGCCCCACUAACAAAAAAGUGAAAAAAAGGCUGGCAAGUGCUCCCUCUGCUCCAUGUCUGACUAACAGGGGGCUGGGAUUUAUGCAUGUCGGCUCUGCAGUUUGCAUGCACAGUAUUGUCAUAUAUUUAGAGAGCCAAUAGUUUACCUGGAUUAAGUUAGGAUUUUGACCGUAUUUUUUUUCAUGUCAUCAAAAUAUUUUAUUUAUAUUAAAGUUACUAUUUUCUAUAGACUUGCAGUCCAUAAGGUAGAGAAAGUGAGUAAUCACAAUAUUUAUAUCUUAACUUAUGGGCCUUUUUAUAUAGCAUUAUGUUUAUAAAAGUGCUACAAACCUGGACAGAUUUCUAUACUUGUUUUGGUCUUUUGUGUCUUGGGAUCCCUCGUUUUUUUUUAUAUUUUGUAAGACAUUCUGUAUGAACACAAUAUAAGAACUUCUAAAUCUCGCCAUGGAUAAUUACUCACUUGAUGGUCCGUUUUAUGGCCGCUACAUGGCAUGUUACACAGGGUACAUCAUUUUGUGAGAAAACCAAAAAUGGCUCAUGAUUGCAGCCUCUGUGUUGCUGAAUCUCUGUAAAUACUGCUACUGCCCAGCUAUGUGCAAUCUGUCAUUGCACGCAAUGAACAAGCCGUGUGUCUGUACAGAUAAAAAGGAAGUGAAUGGUCUCACUGUGGUAUCAGGGAAUGAGUUGGUUAACUCUAGGAAUCCCCCUGCCUUUUGUCAAAACCACACGCAUGUACAAAACAAUGGUUUGACAACAGCCAAAGGAACUUUAGCCUUAACCAAUAAAAUAAGCAGUGUCCUUCUGAUGAUGCAUGUAAGUAAAUCUGUUAUUUAAAACCAUACCAUAUGCAAAACAUGUGAAAUUGAAUUAUUUUCACCUUGUUAUGUUUCAACAUCACUGGGUCUGCAGGUGAAAUAAUUGUCUGGCUUUUAUUAUGUUGAAUGCUUGUAUAAACUGAAGCACAGGUUACAUAAUUUAGUUUUUAGUGUAUGUUGUGUAGUCCAUGCUAUAGUUUCAUCCUCCAGUUUGUUGAACCUAUAAUUGGAGGGCCUGUGUGCUAAAAUAUUAACCAACAUUACUUUACAUAAGGCAGUGAAAGAAGUUGAGGAAAGAGUUGUAUGUGACGUUAUGACCGCUAGAAGGUAGUGUGCGACGCGAUGGCGUCCUGCCAGUGGUGUGCGACGCGAUGGCGUCCUGCCAGUGGUGUGCAAAGCGAUGGCGGCCUGCCAGUUCUGUGAGAUAGGAUGCUGGACUACCCUUCAAACCUUUUAUCACAAACACCUUUUUAGAAUACCUUGAGCAGUGAAAUGAGUCUCAAAGAAAAGUUAUUGGACUACUGGUCAUUUCAACAAUGUUUAAGCAGGAAUACUUUUGGAAUUGUAGCACAAGUAUUAAGAAAGUGAAUUUGGAGCACUAGAGGGUUACACAGUGGAAUGUGACUAAUGGGAGAGCCAACAAGCCAAAUGUGUGAGAGAUAGCACUCGCCAAAUGAGCAGGGAUAAAUUCCUUGUGGUGCACAGGACCAGGAUGUCCAUACAGGUAGAAACGUAACCAAAGCACAGAAGAGAUUCAGCGCAAGAUUCAGUCGCAGUAAGUGCUUUUAACAAGGCCCUUGUUUCUGCCCAAAUAUUGCUGGAGGGUUCCGAAUAGAAUCUCUGUUCUGAGAGUUUGUGCAGGAUCUCUUCUUUGAAACAAACCAUAAUGCAUCUAAUUGCAAUGUAUUCGUUAAAAUCCAUGGAUGACCAUAUGGAUUCACAUACUUUUGCUUUUCUGUCCUCACCCCUUGCAUGAUCAACUGCUGUUCUCUACUUACUGAAUGCAUAAAGAAAUCAUGUGUAUUAGCAGAUUGCUUGUAAAUUGCCGGUUCUGUGACCGCACACAUCAAACAGGCCGAGAGACGUUACAAGUUCCUGUCUAUAACUCACACACCUGCUGUUAACAGCUGCCAUAAAGAGAUAUCCUCUGUAUUAUAUACCAACUGAAAACUGUUAGGGCCUGCGCGUCUCUCCCCAGGGUGCGUGUUCUUCAAGCAAUGCUGUUUGCUUUUAAAGGAACCGUAACCAUUAUUAAACAUUUAGCAUGUCUUAUAAACAAUAUACUUGAGUGAUAUAAAAGAUAACAUAUCUUUGCACAGCUAUGCAGUUUACUCUGCCUUUUGGUCUGUUGUCUGGCAGCUGGUCAGGCAUAAAGGCAUGUUUGAAAUGGCAGCACUCAUCCCAACCUGUCUCUUUGUAUGUAUGUGAAUUGUCUGUUUUUUCGCUGCUGGCUCAGUGAGGAAUCCUUGUUUUGAUAUGAAAUUAGUACAGUUAUUUUUUCAACUAAUUGCAUGUAUAAAAAAAAAAAAAGAGCCUUUCUCUGAGGAAAGUAGGGAGUGUUAGCAAUUUGAUGUCUACACCUUUCCCUCAAGAAUAGAAACAAACUGAGGCGUGUUAAAAUUGGUAGCGAGCUACUUUAAGAAGCAGCAGCUCUGACGAGCUUUGCCCAUUGUGUAGAAUUUAAAGGGACACUUCAGUGAAACUGCUAUGUUUACAUUACAGAGUUAAGACAACCUCUAGUGGCUUUCUUCCAGACAGCCACUAGAGGUGCUUCCUGGUGCCUAACUGGGUUUUAACUCUGUGAAACGACAUUGGAGGUCCUCAUGCUUUGCAUUAGAAUGUCAAACGUCCUCAAAAUUCCCAUAGGAAAAACAUUUAAUGCACUUGCAGGACUUGUCGUGUAUACACAUAAGGUUCCCCCAUCGUGGUGACGUAUCUGGAAGAAGACACCGAUCUAGUGCAGAGGGACUUCAUGUUAAGAGUGUUAAAAGGGGCUUCUACGACCUAAAGAAAUAAGCAGAGGGACGCUAUAGCAUUGGGAAUACAGUUUUGUAUUCGUAAUGCUAGUGUUCCUUUAAAUAUGCACCACAUCCAGCAUACUAACUGGGGGCAAAAGGAAGAAUUUCAGCUUCCGAAUAGAUAUAUGGGUUACAUUUUGACUCCUAUAAGGUUUCUUUUCUGUGUUUUUAUUUUUUUAAAUUUUUUUAUAAAAGUUUUACUUUUUGGCCUGCAGUCACAUACUCCACCAUCCGCCUGCAGCCCUCGCUAUUCUGUGGUGACUUCAAUAACCCUCGUGGAUUCAGUAGCCUUUUCUCUCCACUUGGUGGCACUGCUGUCUUACGUUCGAUGUCGAUGACAGCACAUCAUGUCCAGAAUCAUUCAUUUGUAGCCACUGUGAUAUCGUGACAUUUUCAUGUAUUUUUCUGUGUAUUUGUACAGACAAAUGGGAAAACUGUUCUGUGGUCUUGUAAUAAAGAACAUGAGAGUGAGCCUUGUUACUGUCGCCUCAGUUUGUCAUUACUAUAGACCUGUCUCUCCAGACACAGCUUUAAAUAUUUUGUUUAUAGUGUACAAUAGAAUGGAAGCCAAAGGGUUUGUGAUUUAACAUGUCCGUCGACACCGGAGAUAACGGCCCGUUUCACAGACCCAACUGUCUCUGGAUAAACACUUCAAUGUUCACCCACUUAGGGUGCAGACAGGAAUACGUUAAUGGAUUCCAAGGAGUUCGUUACUCACCAAUAGACCUCUAAAUGGCUGGUAUAAAAACAUUGCGGGCUCUAAUACCCUAAAUGUGUACAAUAUAAACGUAUAAAUAUACUUAACAAUGUCAUGGUCUUCUGAAUUCACAGAACCCUAUCGCACUAUCUGUAUGUGUAUGCAUUUGUCUACAAGUUGAAUUUUGUUGCCGUUAUUUCUUCAUCCUUACCAGCUUUAUUCCCCUCCGUGAUGACCCUUGGUUGUGCUACAUGGGGUUAAGCUUUUGAAAAGUAAAGUUUAUUUUCUGCUUAUCAGAAAGUUUUUGGAAUGUCUGACUGCACAUGUGAAAAUAAUUCCUCUAACAAACCCGCUGAGUAGGAGAGACACAAGGUACUAUAAGCAAACCGUUUAAUUAGUUUUCACAGGACCAGACGACUGUAGCGAUAUUUAUUUUAACCGUAUUAGGGACCUGAUUGGUAAUAAUUUUGUUUCCAUGUUAUAACACGUACACACUGUUGACAGUUAUGAGUGGGGACCGUUUAAAGGAUGGUAGGGAAGUACUAAUAGUGUCAUGCAUGGGAAGUGCCCCAUGUCUGGUGUUUAACUACAGAACUGAGAUAGAGUAUCCAUUUUUCUUGGCUGUUCACUCUUGGUACCUGUUUAUCUGUGACAUUUGAGAAAAGAAAAAGAAUCCUGAGUUUUUUUUUUUUUUAUAAUGGUGCAUGUUUAUCACUCUCAUCAUUAUUUAAAUAGAUUUCAGUAAGGCUUUUGACACUGUUACACAUAGGUUUAUCAAUAAACUGCAAUCUUUGAGUUUGGGUCCCAAUAUUGUUAAAUGAGUAAGGCAGUGGCUGAGUGACAGGCAACAGGUGUCCGCAGGCCGGGACCGCUAGCAGUGUGGCCUGGUUGCCGUCCACGCUGCCGGACAGAGAGGGAGGCAGGGAGCCCAUAAAGUGGUGUACUAAUAGUGGGCGGUCAACCCACUUAGAGGUGCGGCCAGGCAGCAUGAGGAGGAAUGCGGCGGUGCACAGAGUCUUCACCACCCUCACGGUGUCUUCAGAGCAGAAGCGCUCUGACACUCUGUGUGGGCGGCCCUACGGCAGGAGAGCAUGGAGCAGCAAGCAGGCGGAGGAGCAGGGUGAGUGCUUGCUAAUACUGUUGGUUUUUAAAAAAUAAAAUUUAAAAAAAAAAUGUUUUAUUUUUUUUUCGUGCCUUGGCAAAAAUGUAAACAUUGCCUUUUCUCUUCCAAGACAGCGUUUACAUUAAAAAGCCUGCAGGGACUGCUUAUACUCACCAGAACAACUACAUUAAGCUAUAAAACAUUAUUUCUCUUACUGUAAAUCUACAUGUUCCUAUGUUUUCACAUUGUUCCUGAAAAUCGAUUUUUGGUUUCAGGACUUCAGGCUGUCUUUAAUGGCUGGCUCUUUUUGAGUGUUGUCUCCGAAGUUGGGUAGAUAUGAAUAUCAACCUCAAUAUGGACUCAUUUUAAGAGUUUACUUUGUCAAAAUGAUUAGUUAUUUAUAUCCGCAGCACUAUACAAUAGGAAACAAGACAAACCUUUAAUUUCAUCAAUACAUGUAUGACCUAUGUGAACAGUACAUGAAGAGGGCCCUGCUGCUGCUACAAGUAGGAUUUUUCGGUGUAAACUGCAUUAAAAAAUAAAUAAAAAAAUGCUGAGGCUACAACUAUAGAACAAUCAUUGUAAAUUUGAAUUCAUCAAAUAAAACAUCACAAUAAUUCAUUAAAAGAUCAAUACUAUAUAGUACCAAAUGAUUUAUUUUCUCUGACAUUUAUGGUACAUGGUCCUCCUUCUCAUUCCACAGCUGUUGCUUAAAGUAUUUUUGAAGCUGAAGUGUAUAUUGGCAGGGAUACAUUUUAGUUUUUGCAUUCCUGUUUUCUGUUUUUAGUUGUUCUAAAACACUGCAGCCAUGUAUACUUUCCUUGUAGUUUAAAAACAAAAAAUAACAACAAAACAUAAUCAAGUCCACAAUUUUAUCAGAUCUCAAGAAGAAAUUAUCCUACAAAGGUACCAGUACUGAAACAACCCUUGGAAUCUAAGCCCUGUUAAUAACAAAAAAACCUAUUUGUGGUCCUCCCAGUAAGAGACCAUCACACGGUGCAAAUGUGGCUUUAAAUAUUUUUGCAGCCAGGAGAGAUGUGUGAAGGUUUGUCCGUGUUGGGCUGUCUUUCUCCACGGGUCCCUGGGACCUGCAGUAAAGUGACGGUGCAGGGUUGUGGCCUGGGGUCCCAGCUUUGCUUCCGGUGGAGAUCAAAGCAGAGAGUUGGACCACAGGUCAGCCAAGAGCAGCAGUGACGUGUCUGCUGGGGGCCUCUGAAGUGGGUGACCGGCUGGACUGGGAGGGGUUAUACCAUUUUUUUGGAUCUAUUCAUGUGAUCAUCAUUAGUCUAAAUGCACCCGCUGUGUACUUCUGGCUCACAGAAUUUAACCUCUUGGUUACGCACUGUAAUAAAAUACUAGUAUUCUUUCACAUUACAUUGAUUCCCCCCCCCCAUCAUUCUCCAAGAGGAACAGUAUCAAGAAUAUAAACCAAAGAAUAAUUAGUAAAGUUAAACAUUAGAGUAGCGCUGCCAUCAGAAAUGUUGUGUUUUUAAACGGUCUAUAUGCUGAAAUCUGUUCACCAGGCAUUGCUUUAACUUUUAUUUUUUUUUACAUUAGUUGUAAACAUUUCCUGACAUAUGUAUACAGGAUCAUUUGAGGAAUCCAUUAAUCUUUUCAUUAAAAGACCACUAUAGUGCCAGGAAAACACUCGAUUAACCCAUAGGUAAACAUAGCAGUUUCUCUGAAACUGCUAUGUUUACUGCAAAAAGGGCUAUACCUAGCUGGACCUGGCACCCAGACCACAUUAAGCUGAAGUGGUCUGGGUGCCUAUAGUGGUCCUUUAACAGUCAUGGGAAGAAUAAUGUACACGUUGUUUGAAUUCUAUGAUUUUACAUAUCCGGAUAUAACAGUCAUCUGUUCCUUAGCAGGUCUUAAAAUCUAACCUCAGAUAAACAACAACUCAUGACCUUUCACACAGUGUCAUGAUUUAUUUAACACAAAUAAAACCAAAAUGGAGAAGCCAUGUGUGGAAAACCAAUUAAACUCUUACUGUUUCCAUGAGAAUUAAGAGGCUAAAUAGUAGACAGGUGGUGCUAAUCAAUUGCCCUUGAUUACUUGAUCAUCAGCAAGUGGGACCACCUCCUAUUCAAACCGAAGUUUUAGCAGUUUGCCGGUGUGGAGCAUACAGAUGUAUGUAAACUCAAUGCUAAUGAAGAAAGACGUCGGCAAUGAUCUUAGAGAAGCAAUUGUUGCUGCCCAUCAAACUGGGAAGGGUUGUAAGGCCAUUUCCAAACAAUUUAAAGUCCAUAGUUCUACAGUGAGAAAGAUUAUUCAAAAGUGGAAAACAUUCAAGAGCGUUGCCAAUCUUCCCAGGAGUGGACGUCCCAGCAAUUUCACCCCAAGGUCAGACCGUGCAAAGCUCUGAGAAAUUACAAAAAUAAAUGCAAGAGCUACAUCUCAGACUCUACAGGCCUCAGUUAAGUUCAACACCGUACAAUUAGAAAAAGACUGAACAAGUAUGGUUUGUUUGGAAGGUUGCAAGGAAAAAGCUUCUGCUUUCUAAAAAGAACAUGGUAGCCUAGCUUAGGAUUGCAAAGUUGAGUUUGAACUAACCACAAGACUUCUGUAACAAUGUCCUUUGGGCAGACGAAAAUGGAGAUGAUUGGCCAUUAUGCACAGCGUCACGUUUGGUGAAAUCCAAACAUCAACUGUCAAGCACAGUGGUUGAGGGUUGAUGAUAUUGGCUUGUUUUGCAGGUCCUGGGAGCCUUGUGGUCAUUAAGUCGACCAUGAACUCCUCUGUAUACAAAGAUAUUCUAGAGUCAAUUGUAAGGGCCAUCUAUCCUGCAGCUAAAGCUUGGAUGAAAUUGGGUUAUGCAACAGGACAAUGAUCCGAAGCACACCAGCAAAUUUACAACAGUAUGGCUGAAAGAGAAAAUAAUCAAGGUGUUGCAAAGGUCCAGUCAAAGUCCAGACAUCAACCUGAUUAAAAUGCUAUGGCAGGACCCUAAAGGACCACUAUAGGCACCCAGACCACUUCAGCUUAAUGAAGUGGUCUGGGUGCCUGGUCCAGCUAGGUUUAACCCUUUUUUUUUUUUUCUAUAAACAUAGCAGCUUCAGAAAAACUGCUAUGUUUACCUAUGGGUUAAUCCAGCCUCUAGUGGCUGUCUCAUUGACAGACGCUAGAGGCGCUUCCGCGCUUCUCACUGUGAUUUUCACAGUGAGAAAAUGCCAGCGUCCAUAGGAAAGCAUUGUGAAUGCUUUCCUAUGAGACUGGCUGAAUGCGCGCGUGGCUCGUGCCGCGCAUUCAGCCGAGGAGGAGGAGAAACCCCCGCCCGGCGCUGGAGAAAGAGGUAAGUUUAACCCCUUUCACCCCCUAGAGCCUGGCGAGAGGGGGGCUCUGAGGGUGGGGGCACCCUCAGGGCACUAUAGUGGUCCUUUAAGAGAGCCAUGCAUAAACAAAUGCCAGCAAACCUCAAUUAACUGAAGUAACUUUGUAAAGAAGAGUGGGCCAAAAUUCCUCCAAAAAGAUGCAAGACUGAUAGUCAUACAGAAAACAAUUGCUUUAAUUUAUUUCUGCUAAAGGUUGUUCAUAAAGCUAUUGAAUCAUAAGGUGUACUUCACACAGACUUCUCCAUUUUGGCAUUAUUAUUGUUAAAUGAAUCAUGACACAAUGUAACAUCUUAGGUUGUAUUUACAUGUCAAAUAUGACAUUUGGGUUUCUACCCUCCCGUCACGAUUUCAAGUUUUAUUUUUAUGUUGUUUAUAUAUCAUACAUUCAGAAAAGAGCUGUAAACUGAAUCCAUUACAUUACUUGGUUUGCAUUAAUUCAUGUAAUGCAAACACUGAUACCUUUGUAUCAGAUUUGUUUUCAGAUCCAUGCUUAUACUUCAAGAAUCUCUGCUGUUGGUGCUGGUGUGCAGGGAUUAAAAAAAAUAAAAAUUAUUUAUAUAUAUAUUAUGCCAAGUAUCAAAUUUCAGUACCUGAAAGUAGAUGGAAGAUAUCCACAGUUAAGGGACACUAUAAGCAUUAGAAAACUGUUGGCUUUAUUAUUAUUAUUACCGUUUAUAUAGCGACAACAGAUUCCAUAGCGCUUUACAAUAAAAGGGGGAUUGGGGGGGGGGGGUGUUUAACUUUAAAUAGGACAAAUACAAGUAAACUUACAGAAAUGAUGGGUUGAAGAGGACCCGCCGCAAACGAGGUUAGUCUAUUGAUGAAGCAGUUUUGGUGUAUAGAUCAUGCUCCUGCAGUCUCUCUGACCUUUUGAUGUUUAUACAGGCCGUGGAGGUAACUUCUCCCUGCAUGUGACCUCCACAGCCUUCCUAAACAUUUCCUGUAAUGUGAGAUCUAAUAUUUAAACUUCCUUUAUUGCACAGUCUGUUUAAUUGAGAAUUUCUUAUCUCUUGCUCUAAAAGCCUGUUUAGAAUUCAAUUAACCGAGAAAAAGAUAAAACUUCUAAAGUAAAUUACACUGUUUUGUCACAUCUGGUUAAAAAUGAAACCAUCUUUUCAUCUUGACUGUGUCGAUCACAUCCAGGUAAGGUAUGGCUGUGAAUGCAUAAACAGAACCAAACGUGAUUUAACUCCCAAAUGACAGAGAAUUAAAGGAUCACUAUAGGGUCAGGAACACAAACAUGUAUUCCUGACCCUAUAGUGUUUAAAACCACCAUCUAGCUCCCCUGGGCCCCUCAUGCCUCCAUAAAUAUAGCAAAAUCUUACUGUAUUCAAGCCUGAAGCUGUAACUCUGCAUGCUGUUUGCCUCAAAAAAACCAAACAGUCUGCUGACAUCAGCAGAAGUGGUAGCCUGAUCCAAUCACAAUGCUUCCCCAGAGGAUUGGCUGAGACUGACAAGGAGGCAGAUCAGGGGCAGAGCCAGCAUGAUUCAAACACAGCCCUGGCCAAUCAGCAUCUCCUCAUAGAGAUGAAUUGAAUCAAUGAAUUUCUAUGAGGAAAGUUCAGUGUCUGCAUGCAGAGGGUGGAGACACUGAAUGUUUGGAUGCAUUUUAGGCAGCCAUAACCCAGGAAGGAUCUCUAACAGCCAUCUGAGGAGUGGCCAGUGAAGUUAUCACUAGGCUGUAAUGUAAACACUGCAUUUUCUCUGAAAAGACAGUGUUUACAGCAAAAAGCCUGAAGGUAAUGAUUCUACUCACCAGAACAAAUUCAAUAAGCUGUAGUUGUUCUGGUGACUAUAGUGUCCCUUUAAGCAGUGAGGCUGCAGGGGCAUGUUCUAUACACCAAAACUGCUUCAUCAAGCUAACGUUGUUUUGUAGCUUGGAGUAUCCCAUUUAAGCACCAUGGUGGUAAAUUCCUUGUCACCGGUUGCCUUAUAUGUAUUUUGCUUAAUAGAAACUAUGUUCAUGGAAUUCUAAAGACUUUUUUUGUGUGUGUGUCAAGAAUGGAUAUACCGUAUAAAAUUAUACUGUUUGAAAUUGUAACUAAUGCAGUGCUGGUCCCUAUGUCACUCUACAGAUGAAGGCCUUUUACUUACUGUUUAUUUUAACGGCCCAUCGUGCCCCUGGUAUCGGUAAAGCAAAAUUAAUUUCCCAAAACUCUGUUGUAUGUCAAACAGCUUAUUCAAACACUAAACAUGAGUCUGCAAAGAUUCAACGUUGUUGGGAACAAUAUGUUAUGUUUUCCUGAUAAUGUUUUUAUAAAUCCUAUCUGUAUGCAGGUAUACAGAACUUGAGGAGUGUGGCAUCAAAUCACAUCUGUGACAGUGCCCUAUCCUACCAUACAGCAUAUAAUCUAGGUGCAAUAACCGUGGACGUCACAGCUAGCUAGGGAGAAGCACAAAAUAGAUUUUGUGUUUUUGAAAUUUCGGGUUGAAAGCAGAAAGGAGGGAAACCUACAUUAUAGUCAAAAUAAAAAAAAGCCUACUAUAAUUCCUCCAUUUUAUUCCCACAAACUUUACAGCAUAUACAGUGAGCUCAGACCAGGAAACUGCUCAGCCAAUCGGCAUGCUCCUAUUAUUUUCAAUAUAGGCGGGCAUAUCUCAUGCACGCCUGUCCAGCAGAAGUUUAUAGGAUUCUUAGUUUAGCACCUGGCAGCUCUAUCAUACUUGGAUUAGAUAAAUGGAACUCUUGCCAUAGCUAAAGGAAGCUGCAUUCAUAGUAUUGUACAGUAAGCCAUAUAGGAGCCUGUCUUAAAAGGUAUGGAUUCGAGAACAUGCAUAUACUGCCCCAAUAUUUGUUUUGGGAGUCACUGUAAAUAAAUAUAGGAUAAUUAGCUCAGGGGGCACGGGAUCUCCGUGAACACUAGUAAAGGAACAUAAGCUGUUGCACAGUCUCCAUCUGUAGUGACCUCUACAUAAAACAUUUUUAAAAAUAUGUUAAUGAGAACAUAUAAAAGAUACAAUGAUACUUCAAUCACAAACCUGGAUUAAAAAAAAAAAAAAAUUAAUUCGUUAAUACUUUAUCUAAAAAGUGGUCUGGGAUACAGGUUUUCCGUGCACCUCCCCAAGCAAUCUUGUUUUCCGUACCGCGAGUUAGUGAAGGGUGGGGAAUGUUGGUCCACGAUAUCCUGUUAAGAUGUUUUAGAUGAAGUUAUUUUAUCUCCUGCACCAGCCCCCAUGGUGUCAGUUAUUGACUAUAGUCUUGUUGGUUUCAGAUUAUAAGCACUCCUCAGAGGUUGAGCGCGGGAGGAGAUCUUCUGAUUGGAAACCCAUUUGCCGCAGCCACCACAACUAUGGUUACUCAGAGCCACAUCACAGAAGCUACCAGCUGGAUCCCAGGGUAAGUACUCUGAUACUCUGUUGGUUGCCUAUAUAUAUUCUUGUUUUUCUGUCUCUUUUUUUUAAACAUUUCUGUGUGAUCUUCUACUCCUCACUUCUUCCAGCGCUUCAACUCUCAUCUAUAAAGUCUUUCUGUUUUCUUCAUUUACUUUUUUGUUUAGCAUGGUAGUAUGCAGGGCACAACAUUUACACUAACCACAACCGUAGGUGAGUGAGUGACAGUUAAGACCUUUUGAGUAGAAAUUGAGGGUAUGCUAUGGCUUGAAGUGGUGAGUAACUUUUAAGACCUGGCUAGUAGUAUAGGACUACAAAUUAUAAGCCUUGUUAGUACAUACGUUGCCGUUCCAACAACAUUAUUAAUGCAUCUGUAUUUUUAUCUAUACAGGGACCGGAAGCGUACCCGGGACUUCAUAGAGUCUGACUUUUCAGAGAGGUAAGUAGAUGUCUUGCUUGCAGAAACAUAAACGCCACUGCUGAUCGCUUUGCAGUGUGUUGAGUAGGGGCAUUACUAGGCUUUAGCCAAAAAUAAUUUUGAUGACCACUUCCUAAAGCUCCACCCUUUGCCCUUCUCCAACUCUUUAGUAUGCCUCUUUAAACACUUAUAGUUACUUACAGAUACACGUGCGCACACACACCGACUUGCACAGAUGGGUACACACAGACCCAGAAAGGCACAAACAUACAUAGACUGGUACUAUUUACAAAUAUCAUUUGUAGCAAGCCAUUGAAUUAUUUUCGAUUUAUGCUCCUAGUCUCUCACUAAUCCUUCCAAACUAUAUAUUUUUUUUUUUUGGGGUUAUAAGAUACUUGUCAUCAUGUAUUCUCUUUGAAGGUCAAUGAUCUUGCUCUUUAGGUGAAAAAUACACCAAUGUCUAACACUAUGAAAGCCACCUAAUUUACUCUUCCCAUCGACAUUGAAACAGAUUGUGGACUGCUUUUGGUUCUUCUUGCGUGGGUUCAGAGCAACAUUUGCUUUUGUAAUUCUCUUCUUUGUCAUUAAACUUCAUUCUGAUAUACUUCAGUAUUGCAGGCCUUUUGGCCACCUUUCAUUGCAAUGCCUACAGAAUGGAGACAAUGAUGAAUAGACAGGGGGACUUGUGAGGUGGAGAGAUACCAUGGAAACUUGAGUGAAUAGAACAUUAAUGUAAAAAGACGUAAGUCUGAAGAAAGAGAAAAUGAAUAAACCGGAGAUACUGGAAACAGUGAGGAUCAGGGAGAAGUCUGGGUAGUGCAAGCAAGGAGGAUGGACAGAGAACGAUGGAAAAUUAGUGUUUAAAAGAAGGGACCCUCUUUUUUUUUUUGUAUCUCCCAAAUAUGACCUCUUUUACAGUUUUUGCAAAUGUAAGAAAGGGGCAACUUUAUCUUCUGACCCUUCUUACAGAAGACACUGCUAGGGGAUGGGCUCAGAGGAGAUGGAGCCUUGAGUGGGGUCUUGAAAACCCCGGGUCAUUGUUAGCCCAGAAUCCCCUUUAAUGCAAAGGGAAAAAUAACACAUCCAACUACAUCAUUUGUGAAAGUGCCACUUUAAUGUACCAUAUUUGGAGUUGGUUGUACAGCACAUUGUUGGGAUAUUGCUGUGGGGGACAGGGUUUUAAUGCAGCGUAUUAAAGGCUUAAAGGGACAAUAUACUUACCAGAACAACUACAGCUUGUUGUAUAUAUCCAUUUAAGAGGAUGAUUGGCGAGGAUUGGUGUUUGGUUCCGGCUCCCGGCCCGCCUCCUUGGCUGAGAUCAUGAGAAUUGACCAGAAAUGUUAUUGGCUGACUUCAAAUGACAUGUCCGGCACCCACAUAAAAGGGACAUUUUGAAAGUUAGGUUAUAGUUUACUUUAGUUGGAUAAAUAAAUAUAUUUUGCCUGAAUGGUAACUCCAAGGACCACGAACACUUUAGUUAGUUUAGUUUGAAACGCUGCUCAUACAUCGAUUUAGCCCUUUGCUGACUAUUGUAAUGUCUAUUCUGUGCAUUUUGGAUCCCUGUAAUCAGCACGGUUUUUCAUUGGUCAACCUACUUCAUUACCCCUACUUUUACCCUUUGUGUCACUUUACCCCACUCCCUCUAGCAUGUAAGCUCAUUGAGCAAGGCCCUCAAUCCCUCUGUUCCUGUGCGUCCAUUUGUCUGGUUACAAUAACGUGUCUGUUAGUCCACCCAUUGUACAGCGCUACGGAAUUUGCUGGCGCUAUAUAAAUAUAAUAAUAGUAAUGUAUAACUUGACAGUCAGCGAUCAUCAAAAGUCAAGUUAUAUAACAGCAGAAGCUGAUUAAUGUGCCAAUAACAUAACCAGAGAAAAUGUUACCCGUAAAAUAAUGCCAUAUAAUCUUCACCACACACGCCAGUCUACUUUUAAGAAAAUUUGUGUAGCUGGUGCUGGACAGGAAGACAAAAAACAUGUGAUAAGGAGUAUGAUGCAUAUGGACAGAAAGAUAAUCCAAAUAUUGAGAAAUGUGCAGAUAAAGUAAUGUUUUUAUCUCUUCAUUAAGAUAUCACUGAAUAUUCAGAUAUUUUUCAAGUUGGUCCAUGUGCUGAAAAUGGUUUGUUUCAUUACAAUUUAUCAACUUCCUGUUUCUCAGUGCCUUUUCUACUCACUGUGUAAUUUGAAUCCCUACUUAAAGCAGCGAAUUUGGGGCAGUUUGGAUCUGUAACGUUCUCCUGGCAGUAUCCCUACCGUUUCUAUUCACUUCCUCCUGCUAUUCCUAACUAGGAAUCUGGAACUAAUUCCCCUGGAUGCUUUCUGUAACUGGCUGGCCACUGUGGCAACCACUUGUGAAAGAGCGUUUAUAUCAUCUGGGACACAUCUUUGGCCUUUAGACACUGAUGUUGCUACAAUGUAUAGUGAGGCUGAAUAUCUGGGAUGUUCAUCCUACCCCACAGCUGCAGCCAGUUUCUAUACGUGCCAUUAUUUUAAAUCGGGAUUCUUUUUUUUUUUAUUUUAUUUUUUUAACUCUUGCUGCUUGUCUGAGCACAAAUGGCUACAGCACUGGAAAUUCAUGUAUGUUUAAGGCAAUUUGGUUAGUUUUCAGACUACACCUUAAUUCUUCUUUUUUUUUUGUCUUCAUCAUCCUGUCAUUUUCUCUACAUUUCGUUAUAUACUACUUUGUUACUUUUUCCCCAUCACCUUCAUGGUCCUCUCCUGCAUGAUGUAUCCUUAUCAUCUACAGCAGUGCUCACCCAACCCAGUCCUCAAGGACCACCAACAGUCCAUGAUUUAUGUAUUUCCCUGUUUUACUCCAAUGGAGAUAUUUACAAAACCUGAACUGUUGGUGGCCCCUGAUGACUGGGUUGGGGAACAUUGAUCUACAGGAUGGGCCAAAAGUCUGAGUAGGAUUUGAGGAGUCUAACUUUUUAAAAUGUAUUUUAUUAAUAUUACAUACAACUUUGAAGAGCCUCUUAAUAGCGAAACUCACAUUGGGGCUCACUCCGAUACCUUACCCUGCUCAAAUCCACUUUUUAUUUGGACCAUUUUCCCACAUAUACUUCCGAGAUUUAUAUAUAUUGAUUUUAUGAUCCAUUAAGUAUUUUUAAAUUCAGUAGGUUCAGGUAUCCUGUCCUAAUAUUCGUUCUGGAUGCUGGCUAAUUACCACAAUCGGAUGCAUUGGUGCCCGGUCUGACCCAGAUGUAUUGUUGAUACCUAUCGCUGAAUUUGCAGCCUAGACCAUAUUCUGAUUAGAUAGGCAGCUAGUCUAGACGUGAUUUUAAACUAUCUUGAAAGCACAGAUUUACUCCUCACCUCUACAACGUAUUUCUAGCCAGCCUUUAUUAUUUUACUAUUGUCGGCUCAGUAUUACUUUGUUUCAUGGUGUCUAGAUGAUUUUUCAGGCAUUAGACUGUUUUCCAGUAUAGUCAAUUGGGGAUUGCCAUCUGCACACUUUUUACACGAGUUUCCCAGCAAACUCUGUGAAUGACCAUUUAGGCAGUAUCCGUCUUUCUCCCUUUAUAUGCCUAUUUUCAGUUCAGUGAUUGUUGCAAUCGUGUUUCUUUCACUGGUUUACUCAUUACAUGCUCUCCUUUAGGGCUUGUGCUGACACUUUGGUACACAUUUGCAACUUCGCAGAACGUUCAUUGUUACAAAUAGUAUCUAUUGAUUACUGUACUUAUUAUUUUCUUCUCUAUAUUACUACAUUAUCCUUACCACUACUUGUAUAUCUAACACCAGUACAUAUAAAUCGUAUUUAAAAAAAAAAAAAUUAAAAAAAAAUCUUUAUUUGUAGUAUUUUCGCUUUAUGCAAUCAAGGAGGGGGUACAGAAGGAAAAAAUGGGGGGAUCAGGGGGUCCAUUCAGUGCAGUGGUUUACAAAGGCGAAUCAAAUACAAUUAUAAUUACAGCGUCAACAUUGGGUUGGAUUGUUGUUGUAGCGGUGAGGUCUGUGUGUCGUUGGGUCCUUGGGAGUAGGUAUAGGGUUGUUUGUGGGAGUCAGGUCCCCGCCUCGUAUUGUGCCACACUAGCUUUGUGUUUCCCUUGGUGGGGCCUGUGCUAUUCUAGUUGUCACUUGGUCGGUGGUGAUUGCGUCUGAGGUCGGUCUACCUCUAGCUGGUGUGGGCAGGUGAGUUUGGCGUUAGUCUUGUGGUUCUUUUAGGGGGUGUGUCCUGCAGUGCGGCAUAUAAAUCGUAUUUACUGAGUGACUUAUCACUACCUUUUUUAUCCCUUUUUUCUCCCUUUUUUCUCAUUUUGGUUUAUUUAGUUUAGUCUUCUUUCAGCCUUUGUAUUUAAUAAAAGUUAUGUUUUAAUAUUACCUUUUACCCUCUAGCAAGGACCAUUUUGCUCUCCUUUUUCUAACGAAUGCUUACUGUAAUGUUUGACCAGGUACGAACCAUCUUUUAAAUGAGCUCCAUUUGCUACCUUGCAAAGUUAGGUUCUUGUGAUUGCAUUGUUCAUAACAUUCGUUAAUGUUUGAGGCUCUAGUACUGUAGUUUCUGCACAGAUAUCCCCCUGGAGUGUACGCGGUUUGUUCAUGUACACUCGCUCCUUCAGAUAUCUCCACAGAAAGUUAUUGGGAGUUGAAAGGCCAGGAGAACGUGGCGGACAAUUAAUCUGGAAUUUUCUUUAAAUUAUCCGCUCGCCGAACAGCUGUUAUUUUGAAAAUAAAAUUCCACUAUUUGUACUCGUUGUUCCUCAUGAUGACUCUUCCAAGACUCUGUUAUAAUAUGUACCUGACACAAAAAAAGUAACCAAUAAAAAAAUAAGCUAUUUACCUGUUAAAUCCAACUCUGAAUUUUGGCCUUUCGUCUCUCCUAUAUUUCUCUUCCCAUUGCUUUUUCCCCUGAUUUCUUGCAUCCUCCUUUCCCAGACUCCCGCAUCUCACUUCCCUCUCUCUUCCCCAUUUAACGCAUCUUCCUCUCUUUCAAUAUCAUGCACCUUCCUCUCUGUGUCUUGUACUUCCCCUCUCUCUCUCCAUAUCCUACAUCUUUAUCUAUUCCUGUUGGCUACAUAAUGUUUCUCUCAUUCCAAAACAAUGAACGCUGAAUGCCUGGACCAAUUUUAGGUGACUGUUUUUAACGAGCAGGAAGUUGAACAUGGUGUGUAAGAUGCAAAUCUAUCCAGCGAGCAUGAAUAUAUUAUGCUUCAUAAGACUGUGCAUGACUGCUGAUAAAAUUAUUUCAUAGAUUGUAAGCUCUUUUGAGCAGGGCCUUCUUCGCCACUUGUCUGUUAUAUUCCAUAUGUAAAUUACUUCUUGUCAAAUCUCCCCAUUUUCCAAUUGUAAUGCGCUGCGGUGUAUGUUGGUGUCAUAUAAACGCUAAUGAUGAUAAUUUAAACAUUAUACAGCCAGUGGCAUAUAACGAUUUUUAUGCUCUGAAACUAGCAUUGGCUGAAUUGGAUAAAUUAAUUUACAUUGUUCAAUGUAAGGCUCUACACAAGUUCAUCCUUUACACUUCCUGAACAUACACUUUAAUUACUAAUGUUUGUAUUUUUAUUUCACAGCAAAAGAAGCAAACGAGGGGAAAAGAGUGGAAAGGGUUUGCGGCAUUUCUCCAUGAAGGUCUGUGAGAAAGUUCAGAAUAAAGGAACCACAUCCUAUAACGAGGUGGCUGAUGAACUGGUGGCCGAGUUCACCGGUUCUGCGGGUCACCUGGCUACCGACUCUGUGAGUGAAAAUCCCAUUGUAUUCCUUGUGUAUAAUGUAUAUGCUCUAUUCCGAUAUACGACCUGGAGAGCCAGAGAGAUUAUGCUGCUAAAUCCAAGUGAUUCUUUAAUUACAGUUGCAACUCUAACAUUUAAAAGGACUGUAAUUUUUCUAUAGAUUACAUAGAAAAUAGAUUAAAAAUGUUAAAUUAAGAAGAAACCUUCUUGUUGUUUUCGUCAAGUCCACAGCAGCAAAGAUCCCAUCACCUCCCUGCCUCUCUUAAAUGGCCUACUAGAGGAUUUAUUUAUCUGUAUAUUUACUUUUUUUUUUUUUUUUUAAAGAAUUGUUAACGGGUUACAUCAAGCACUAUGUCCACGUCAGUGAUUUGAAGUGGUCAUGGUGCCUGGAGUCUGUAUGUGCAGCAUUUCGCUAUGGAAUGCUGCACAUACAGAGAUUAACACCUCAGCUGCCGGUGUAACUUCACCUCUGGUAGCAUCAUUAGCCAGCCUGGAACUUGCGUACAGGGCUAGCUAUUAUCAAACCUGUGUAAAACUGGUGCCAGACAGCCAAUGAGAUUCUUCGUGAAGGUGCAAUCUUCGUUGUUUACAUUUGUUCUUGUCUGUAUUGCCAUACAUUUAUUUUGCUUGAAUUUAUACUAAUUUGGUUUAUCUCGGUUUUUCAGGCAUAUGAUCAGAAAAAUAUUAGACGAAGAGUUUAUGAUGCUUUGAAUGUACUUAUGGCUAUGAAUAUUAUCUCUAAAGAGAAGAAAGAAAUUAAGUGGAUCGGUUUACCCUCCAACUCUGUCCAGGAAUGUGAGAACUUAGAAGUAAGUUAAUAUUUUGGUUUUUAAAAUGACAAUUUGUAUAUUUUAUUAGUUUGACACGGCUCGAUUUUGGUGAGAACACAUUUCAGAAUGCUUGCUUUCAUUCACAAUAUCAGUAGAGUGAAUUGUUGGUGUUUUGUAUCCACUUGUGAGGAAUUAUUGUUCUUGUUUAGGCUGCUGUGGUGAAAGGUACGUUGAGACCCUAAGAGCAAAAUGUAUUUUGUUUUUGGUGUCUUGCAAAAUGCAGCAGGUCUAAGUCAGUCUGCAUAGGGGAAACGGUAGCCUAGAACUCUCUGCACUUUAACCGUCACAAUGAUGAAACAUUAUGGUACUUAGAGCGAUCCUUUUAUGCUGGCUGACGGAUAAGGCUUCAGAUGUCACUGACUGCAUCUUUAUGCUCUUCAUACAAUCAGCAGCAGCUCUCUGUCAAAGUGGACGGUCCUGUAGAGAAGCUAUCUUACUGUUACAGCAGGGAGUAUCAUUAAUUUUAUGUUACGAGAUAAGUACAGGGAACCAUGUUAAGGGCCCUCUCUUCAGAUUCUAUAUUUAAGGAUUUACUCGUUAUAGCGGAACGAUAAAGGUUCCCUGAUUAUGAUAAAAUGGCAAUCAUAUCAAAGUACAGGACAUUUUUAAUCCUUAAAAUAAAUAUUACUUUUUAAAAAAAAUUCUUUAGCUUUGUCUGUUGAAUAUGUAUAGGUAGCAAAAAUGAUCUUUUUAAAAGAGCGAUCUGUGAUAAAUAUAUAUCUUGCUUUGGAGUACCUGCAUUAUCAAUGCAUUCCUAUGGACGCUGGCGUGCUCUCACUGUGAAAAUCACAGUGAGAAGCACGCAAGCGCCUCUAGCGGCUGUCAUUGAGACAGCCACUAGAGGAUUAGGGGGAAGGCUUAACCCAUUCAUAAACAUAGCAGUUUCUCUGAAACUGCUAUGUUUAUAAAACAAUGGGUUAACCCUAGCUGGACCUGGCACCCAGACCACUUCAUUAAGCUGAAGUGGUCUGGGUGCCUAGAGUGGUCCUUUUAAUGGAAAUACUUCCUUCCACUGUAGAAGUUUGUUCCCCAUAUAUCAGGAAGCUUGUAGAAACCUAUCCUUUAGCUUUUUCUUUUAGAGUUUUAAGAGCCAUUGGGUGCAAAGUGUAGCAGUGAGCAGACCACUCUAGCAGUUAUAUUAAGCUAUUCAUUUCUACAGAAAAGGUUCUUGAUAUAUUUUGUAUUCCUCCCAGUAUAGCCUCUCGAAUGAAAAUAAAUAAUAUAUAAAUAAAUAAUGAAAAAAAGCCUUGCACUCGUACUUUAUUUGACCCGGUGCUUGAUUGCACUAAAUGUAUGAAAUAAAAAAAAAAUCAGCACUCCCAGGAAACUUUCUUAGGAACUUUUUACUAAGCCUGAUGGUUGUCCUGAUGAAAGUUCCUGAAUGGAACUGAAACGUUAAAUUUUACACUUUUUAGUAAAAGAAGUUCCUAAGAAAGUUACCCGGGAGUGCUGAUAUAUAUAUAUAUGUGUGUGUAAUUGUUUGAUGAUGAAAAUGUGGUUUGUUUUGCUACAGAAGGAGAAACAGAAGAGAAUAGAACGCAUUAAACAAAAGAGUGCUCAGUUACAGGAGCUUCUCCUGCAGGUAAAAUCCCUCUGUUUUGCUUUUUAGGGUUGUUUAUGGGGGAAGGUGAAAAUGUAACAUUGGGGUACAUAACAAAAAGUGGUUGCGUGAAAUAAAAUUGUAGUCUAUAAGUCUGUCAGAUAAAAGCAUACACCACCUUGCUACAUUAUAUAGUUAGAGUAUACUUUUUCAAUGUUCUAUAAUGUAACUCCUGGUCAUAAAAUCAUUGCAUCAAGAAGGAAGUCUGAUUGUGACAUAUACAUAAUGUCAGUGCCAAACCACUAAAGACCGUAUUCUUGUUCUACUCUUUGAAUCAACAAUAUUGGUAUGGGGGCUAGCCUGGUCCUGGCUACCAUGCCGAGCAAAUUUUUGGCACAUUUUCAAUUUAAAUUAUUUGAUCCCUGGCUGGGGUCAACAACUUGAAGAUAAACUGGGGCAUAUAAUCAGCUUGUUUGAAUUGGGGAAACUACACAGAUGUCAGGUUUCCACGUGCCCCUUUAUUCAAAAGUUAGUCAGAAUAAAAAAAUCUGCCAUACCUGACAUUUCAUCCACCACACAGGGACGUAAUUAUAUUUACUGUCACUGAUCGUAUUUCUGAAGAUCCCAUUUUCCCCUGCUUUUUGGACCACUGGUCCAGGUUAUUCUGGUCCCCUUGCAGAUACUUCUUCUUUUCUGGGACUCUGGGUGCUGAAUCUAGUUAGUUAGAUACUGAUGUUGCAGUAAAAUAUUAUGAUCGUUGCGAAGUCUCCCCUCACCGCUUACCCAGGCCCAAGAUCCAUAAGUUGAUAGAUUCCCUCUGUGCAUAGUCCACACACGGACGUUCCUGGAUGAUGUUGAUGCUCAGUGAUUAGGAACUUUGUGGAAUUUUCCCCCGGAAUUCGUUUUGGGCUCCAAGAGUAGCUGGAUCAGUGGAUUUCGGGUGCUGGCUCAUGUACAAAGUUGGCAUUGGAGUUGUGGAUAUCUACAACUACCCCAAAGCAUUAUGGCUAUGUGGGGCCAGAUAAGUCUUUAAGGCAAUACACCUGAAAUGAAACAAUUCUCCUAGUCUGGCCAUUGGUAUAUACGGUGUGAUUUAAUCUCCCCUGUGAUCAGUUUCUUCUAUUUGUUCUCAUCACAUGAAUGCACUGUUUUUUGUUAAGCUCCAUCUUCCCUUUUAAGUCCUUUAUUAAAAUUAUUUGGAUUUGUAUGUUCUCUAUUUUUUAACAAAUGUCUUGUAUUUGACAAAUAUAUUUUAACUGUGCUGAAACCAUAUCCUAAAAAACGUGAAAUGUACAUCAAAUACACUAAGGAGCAUUAUCCAACUUCUCCCAAUGACGUCUUAAAUGUAUGAUGCAUUAGGUUUCAUAUUCUGCUACAAAUACUUAGAUCACCUAAAACAUUUAUAAAGUCAUUACAUCUGUGAUUGUGGCAGAUGCUUUAAUUCUUCACUAGAGAGACCCAAAACCUACAAGUGUACAGGUUACCAUCUAAAAAAGGAAGCUUUUUAUUUAUUUAUUUAUUUUUAAAAAUAUUAUACAUGCCUUGCACUAAUAGUCACCUGAAUUUGCAUCCUAUGGGAUUAGUUUGUGAAGUAUUUCUGCUCUUUGAGGGUCUGAUUAGUGAGACUCUAGUGCCUACUUACACGAGCAUACAACAAGCAUACAUGAACAAUCACAUGCUUUGGAGAAGGGGCUGCCAUAUUUUUAUUUUAUUUUUUUUCAUUUUGCUUUUUCACAAUGUUCUGAGGUUUUUCCUUUCGGUUUGAACAUGCAGUGAAGAUCUUUUUCUAAUGUAUUUUUAUCUUUACAGUUUGUUGCUUUUUUUUUUUUUUAAUGAAAAGUAGAUAUUAUCACUAAAUUACAUAUUUUAGCACUGCGUCUCCAGUGUCAGUGGCCUGCCCCCCUUAUAGUACAAUUGUAGAUUAUGUGAGCAAGCAGUCACAGAGGGUCAGGGCUCUAAACAAUAACUCCUAGAGUUUUAACGGGAGCAAGACACAGGACAAUGAAGGGCUUUGUUAUUUCCCAUCAGAUAUGACAGAAAAAAAUAUAUCGCACAGGCUCACAUGGCCCAUUCCUUGAUUAACUAUUCCUUUUAGAUCAGCAGAUCCCUGUGGGUCAGGGUUAAAUGGACUAUAAACCGCAAUCCCCAACCUGUAUAUCAUCUACGUCGUUCCAACUGUAGUAGAUUUUCUGUAGUUGCUAAUUGCCAUUAAAAUUUGUUUUUAAAAAAUAAGUUUGCAGAAAAUUCCCAGAUUUUAAUGUCUUUGAGUCUUUAUCCUAAAAAGUAAUUUUCCUGAUAUUUUGUACCAAUCUGUGUGUACACACACACAAAAAUAAUUAGAUUCCUUGCACUCACGCUGAAUGUUCAUAGUAAAAUGUUAAAUUUACUUGCCGGGUGCCAGUCCAAUGGGGAUGUUGAUAUUCACCUAAAUAGGAGAAGCAUGGGCUGCACUCACGGUCUUCUCAUGCAAAAAUUCUUUUAUUUAAUCUAAUAACAAAAAUCAACGUUUUGGUCCACACAGGGACCUUCCUCAGGACAAAGUGAGAGAGAGAGAGAGAUAGAUAUAUACACACACACAGGUUGCAAUGCACCAUACACUUGUAGGUGGCUGUAACAUUCUAUUUUUUUUCUUUUCUUACUAGCAAAUUGCCUUCAAACACCUUGUUCAGAGGAACAGACAGCUGGAGCAGCAGAGUCACAGUCCACCUGCGGCAAACUCUACUAUCAAACUUCCGUUUAUUAUUGUUAACACUAGCAAGAGAACUGUUAUAGACUGCAGUAUAUCCAGUGACAAGUGAGUAGAUCAGACACACCGUGUGCAGAGUUAUACAUUUGUUUAUAGCUGUCUUUGCGAAUAGAUCUAUAACCAGUCUGGUUUGUGCUGAUUAAAAAUACAGCAGAUUCUAUGGGAAUUAAGCGGGUCUCCCAAUGACUGCAUACACUAAAUCAAUAUAAAGAUUCCAUAUCUCUCGGUCGCACUCUGUGACGUCCCUACAGUAACCAUACGCCAUGCAUGUUGAAGAGCAUUUUUACUAGCUGUGAUCUAAACAGGUUAACUGAAAGAGUGCAGAUAGUGCUGUUGAUGUUUCAGUUACUUUAAAUGGUCCUAAUAUCAAGGCUGAUUUUAAUGGAUACAGGUGUAUAUUUUAUUAUCACGAACCUACUUUGUGCCAUCUGAGACUGUCUCUAUUGUUUCCAGGUUCGAAUACUUAUUUAAUUUUGAUAAUACUUUUGAAAUCCAUGAUGACAUUGAGGUCCUGAAAAGAAUGGGCAUGUCAUUUGGACUGGAGUCUGGUGUAUGCUCAUCAGAGAACCUGAAACUUGCCAAGUCCUAUGUACCCAGAGCUUUGGAAGGAUAUGUGACAGGUAAGUGACAAUUCACCUAUUCUGCAUAGCAGGCAUGGAAUAUGAUGUAAUGUCAGUGUGGAACAUUAGCCAGUCAGGUCCCUCCGUGCGUGCCAGCAGGUUCAGUGUUCAGGUUGUACUGUAAUCGCAGAGCACGAUGAUAUAAAUUAAUUCAGAAUUCACGUAUAAAUCAUUGAUAGACCACAAAGUUUGUUGCUGGUGAGAAAGAAGCAGACGUAUAAUAACCUGUAGACAGUUAGCAAUCUGGAUGUAAUGUCCCCGUUUAUCACAUCAAAAUAAGUUCACACACAAAUACUCAUAACUUUACUGCAACUUUAUAAAACAUCCUGUCUUUAUUACAUACUGUACUCGUUUUUUUAUCAAGAAAUCUAUUCAUCUUUUCAGAACUGUUCUCUGCUUUCUGAUGUUCCAAAGCUCAGGAAGAAACUAGGGGCAAAUUUCAGUAGAUUUUUUUCGAAUAGCCUACACAUGCAGGCUAUUGUGCCAAAAAUUGAAGCUAGCCUGAAGGACUUGCAAGCUCUGUUAUGGGGGAUGGGGUUGAUGAAUAGACGUCCCAUGGGUCAUUUCGAAUGAUAGAGCUGUAAACCUUUCAGAACUCAGAUCCCCGAAACACACGCAUUGUUACACUGUAUACAUCAUGUCUAAAGUUCCAGUCAUUCACCAAACUGAUCAUUCAUCAAUUCAUUACAAUUUGAUUCAUUAUGUAACAUUAUCAUUUUAUGGCUUUUUUGGGGGGGCUGUGUAUAUUCACGAUUGUAAAAAUGUCCCUAUCCUGUAGACAUCUGAAGUUGAAAUGUCUGGCAUUGAAUGGGGCAGAGUUUGGGAAUUGUGAAUAUAAAAUCCCUGGGAGGUGGGGGAGAAUGCUGCAGUUUAGGACAUUGUCUAUGCAGGAGAACUGAGCUGGCUGUAAACUUGCUGUGCAUAUUAAGCACAGAACCGGCCAUUCAUUGCCGCCUUGGCGACAUCUCUGAUUCCUGGAAGGGAUUUCCUGUUGCUUAUAAAGUGCACAGGAGGGAAAUCCCAUUCAGCACAGUGUUCUUUUAGCUUGAUUACUCAUUAACCUCAGUCUUUGUCAAAGGGUUAAAUUGUUUAGCAUUGCAGUAAAAAACUCUAACUAAAAUUUAUGUGCGGACGACCCCUGUAAAAUAGUAAUAUUUAUUUAAAAAAAAAAAAACAGAUUGUAUUUUUAAUUGCAUGUGGAAUGAGGUAAAUAGCAGAGUCCCAGCAAUAUAUAUAUAUAUUUUAUUUUUUUUAUCUUUCCUGAUAAAAACAGAGAUACACUCCAUGAAUUUACAAUACCAUCACAUGUUACUGCAUGGGUUGUUUCCCCACUCUAAUCUCCUUUUUAUGAACUAAGACAUAGGGGUAGGGUCUUACAUUUUUAAAAAACUAGAACCAGGUCAUGAGUGUCGUUUGAGGUUGCAGAAUUGGAAGAGGAGGAAUAUUAUAACGGCAUAAAAAAAGCAUCAUCCACAAGUAAAAUGACCUACCAGUUCCACUUUAUGAGCAGCAAAAUGCCUUCUAGAAUCCUCUGGGCACUAUUACAACUUUAUUGUAUUUGAUUUGGUUUUGGUCUCCUAUAUUAUACUGUUAUUGCAUGCUCCAAUCUGUAUAGUUUUUGCAUAAUGCUGCACCAUAAGCCUGCCUCCCUAGCCACGCCCCCUCGUAUUAGUAAAAUACUUCCUUAUUAAAUGUAUGCACACAUUCUCAGCCACUGACCGUACCGAGUGAGCUGUUUUUAAUUCACAACCUGGCUGUAGACAGUCAUAAAACCUACAAACAGGUGGUACCCUGACUAUAAAUCCCACUAUAUGUUUUCUCCUGCUAAUGCAGGUUGCUUUGUAGUUCAGAUCACUGUUUUUGCAUUUACAUAACACAUAAACACUAACUAUCAGUUGUGCCCAACUUGGAAUGCACAGAGAGUGCUGGGAGGGGUUACACCGUUCUCAGCCAAUCGGUGUCAUCCAGGUUGUUUGACAUUGAUAAUGUGCUAGUGUGAAUUCUGCAUUAUCAGUGUAAUAGAGAGUGGUCCCACUGUACCUGGCAUUCCUUGAUAUUAUGACAAAUCAAUUCUAUAAAGUUUAUUAUUCAAUGGGGUUAUCGGUAGCUGUAGUGGUUAUGUUGUUUUAAGAGCGAGCUGUAGUGGGCAUAUGCUUACAGUGCCCCUUUAAUUUUUUUGUGGAUAGUUAAUAUUCCUUUAUAAAAACUGGUGUUUUUUUUUUUUCUUUUUUCUUUUUUUUAAUGUGUGGUUGUUUGUUGCUGCCCCAUUCUUUGUUGUGGCCUCUGGGAGUUGAUUGUGUGUGCAGAAAUAGGGAGGCUUCAAGGUCACCAGUACCUUCUCACAGCAAGCGGCACUGGGAUCUCAAAAACACUUGGCAAGUCUCCGGACUUGGUGGGAGAUUGCGAAGUAACAGAUAAAAGCAGUUCUCACACACCAUCAUUUCACAGGAUUUUUGAGUAUACCCGAUUAACAAUAUUUCCUAUUGUGGGUCUGGAAAGACCCGCUGAAGUUUAAGCUCUUGAACAUUGCCAUAAUCGGCUCCACCAAAUAAAGUAAAUUCUCACAAAGAACAAUUUGCCACCUGCUUUCGUUAUAUAUAUAAAAUACGAGGGGUAAUAGUUGUCUCGAAUUUGGGGGGCAUUUAUGUAAAGCAGUCCCAGGCAACAGCAGCUCUGAAGUUGAUGUUGGACUUUAACUCAAGUCACACUCAGCUUUUGUACAUGAUGUAUGACAAUAUUUAAGAACACCUUAAAAUAGUCUCUUCGGUUAUUACUGGAAAAGGUAAAUCAAUUGAAGGGAAAGCUGUUUAAGACUAUCUAAAGAAAUAUGUUCAGAAUCUGUGGGCAGACAAAGUACAGGAUUAGAGAGAGGCUACAUAAGGGCAGGAUGGGGCAAAUUAGGAGAGGCAUUACAUUCUAAUGUUUUAGAAGCAGUAGGCAGUGGAAAAGCCCUGUCUAAUUUAUGGUGUAUAACUUUAAAGGGACUAAGACAUAGGGGUAGGGUCUUACAUUUUUAAAAAACUAGAACCAGGUCAUGAGUGUCGUUUGAGGUUGCAGAAUUGGAAGAGGAGGAAUAUUAUAACGGCAUAAAAAAAGCAUCAUCCACAAGUAAAAUGACCUACCAGUUCCACUUUAUGAGCAGCAAAAUGCCUUCUAGAAUCCUCUGGGCACUAUUACAACUUUAUUGUAUUUGAUUUGGUUUUGGUCUCCUAUAUUAUACUGUUAUUGCAUGCUCCAAUCUGUAUAGUUUUUGCAUAAUGCUGCACCAUAAGCCUGCCUCCCUAGCCACGCCCCCUCGUAUUAGUAAAAUACUUCCUUAUUAAAUGUAUGCACACAUUCUCAGCCACUGACCGUACCGAGUGAGCUGUUUUUAAUUCACAACCUGGCUGUAGACAGUCAUAAAACCUACAAACAGGUGGUACCCUGACUAUAAAUCCCACUAUAUGUUUUCUCCUGCUAAUGCAGGUUGCUUUGUAGUUCAGAUCACUGUUUUUGCAUUUACAUAACACAUAAACACUAACUAUCAGUUGUGCCCAACUUGGAAUGCACAGAGAGUGCUGGGAGGGGUUACACCGUUCUCAGCCAAUCGGUGUCAUCCAGGUUGUUUGACAUUGAUAAUGUGCUAGUGUGAAUUCUGCAUUAUCAGUGUAAUAGAGAGUGGUCCCACUGUACCUGGCAUUCCUUGAUAUUAUGACAAAUCAAUUCUAUAAAGUUUAUUAUUCAAUGGGGUUAUCGGUAGCUGUAGUGGUUAUGUUGUUUUAAGAGCGAGCUGUAGUGGGCAUAUGCUUACAGUGCCCCUUUAAUUUUUUUGUGGAUAGUUAAUAUUCCUUUAUAAAAACUGGUGUUUUUUUUUUUUCUUUUUUCUUUUUUUUAAUGUGUGGUUGUUUGUUGCUGCCCCAUUCUUUGUUGUGGCCUCUGGGAGUUGAUUGUGUGUGCAGAAAUAGGGAGGCUUCAAGGUCACCAGUACCUUCUCACAGCAAGCGGCACUGGGAUCUCAAAAACACUUGGCAAGUCUCCGGACUUGGUGGGAGAUUGCGAAGUAACAGAUAAAAGCAGUUCUCACACACCAUCAUUUCACAGGAUUUUUGAGUAUACCCGAUUAACAAUAUUUCCUAUUGUGGGUCUGGAAAGACCCGCUGAAGUUUAAGCUCUUGAACAUUGCCAUAAUCGGCUCCACCAAAUAAAGUAAAUUCUCACAAAGAACAAUUUGCCACCUGCUUUCGUUAUAUAUAUAAAAUACGAGGGGUAAUAGUUGUCUCGAAUUUGGGGGGCAUUUAUGUAAAGCAGUCCCAGGCAACAGCAGCUCUGAAGUUGAUGUUGGACUUUAACUCAAGUCACACUCAGCUUUUGUACAUGAUGUAUGACAAUAUUUAAGAACACCUUAAAAUAGUCUCUUCGGUUAUUACUGGAAAAGGUAAAUCAAUUGAAGGGAAAGCUGUUUAAGACUAUCUAAAGAAAUAUGUUCAGAAUCUGUGGGCAGACAAAGUACAGGAUUAGAGAGAGGCUACAUAAGGGCAGGAUGGGGCAAAUUAGGAGAGGCAUUACAUUCUAAUGUUUUAGAAGCAGUAGGCAGUGGAAAAGCCCUGUCUAAUUUAUGGUGUAUAACUUUAAAGGGACAGGCACAGGAAAGUCAUCUGCACUGUCCCUCUCCCACUGUAACAACAAAGGUGGAAAAUAGGUCUCCUGUACCAUAAAACAGUUUGUGUGAAGUGGGCAGUACAAGAAAAACUUGUACACUUUCUCUGAAAGAGCUUGUAGAGCAGCCAUGAAAAAAAAAAAUAAUAAAUGAAACAACCGACUGACUAUUUACAUAUCUCAUGUGGAAUAAAUAUGUAGUUUAUCGGAGAUAAAAAAUAAAAAUAAAAGCUAACAUUUUUAUUGAAAACAAUGGAAAAACCUAGCCAAACCGUGUAUUUGCAACAAGCAGUGAGUAUUCAUGUGAGUGUCUAAUUUUUAGAUUUUAUCAUUAUCGCCAUAGUUUAAGAAGUAGGGGUCAUUUCUAGCCUUUAAGUGUCUAAGGCAUCUCGUGUUAAUUUUUAUUGUAAGUGUAUGUUUAUACAUUUAUUUUUAUUUUUUAUCUAUCAGACAUGGCAACGGGGUCUUCAUGGACAGAUCAAGGUCUUAAUUUCAGUACAUCCCAAACGGUCUCUGCCGUGAAUGCAGCCUCCACUACAACUUACACUCAGUCCAGGUACAACCACAUUUGUCAUCAGGUGGAUCAGAACCAAGAGGGAGCCGUUACCAUGGAAUUAGGAAUGAUUACAUUGAGAAAUUAUAUCAUGAGCUCUUUUUACACUAUAUUUUUUUUUUUUUUUUUGCCCAACUAGACUCUUAGCAGCCACUUAGAUAAUGUUUAAAUGUAACGUCCAGAUUAUCUGAACCUUGGACAGAAAUGAGAGACUCAACACUCAUAGCCUGCAGUUUGUGUCCAAGUUAGGAUAUCUUUCACAAUAUAUUGGUAGCAGCAGAGGGUUUAGAUUGAGUGAGUGCUAUUAAGGCCCCAGUUUGUCACACGGUUCAAACAAUCUGACUUAAUGCAUAGAAACUGGAACGUCACUCAAGGACUGGUUGUUCCUUGUCACUAAAAUAAGAUCUAGUUGUUAUGAUUCUUAGAGUAUCCCUUUAACCAGGGUCUAAACUGAAACACACACACAUUGUAAGUAAUGGAAUGAGACAUAACUGAGGAUUCUGAUAAAAAUUCAUACAAUUACUAAAAAUGAAAUAUCAAAACUCCAAUGUCCUACGGAAACCAAACGUGUUUUUUUUUUUUUUGUUUUUUUUGGUAAACAUAAAUGACUGCAUAUUUGGAAUAGGUCUCUCUUCAGGGCAUGUACUUUUUACUUGAUUUACAGUUGUAAAGUAUGUAUGUCACUGAGAACAAGUUGAAAUUUCUAUUUUAAUUCAUGCUCUAGUCUAGAGCUAGAGGUACAGUAUAUUAUCACACAUAAAACAUAUCAACACUUAUUUUUAUAUCAACAAUGUUUGCUGCUAGGGUUAGUGCAUUAUGUUCUCUGACUUCUGUAAUCAGUAUGUAGUUUGUGCGAGAUGUAACAAAAGCUUUGAAUUAAAGGAACUCUCUGAGCACCGUCAACCCUACUGCCUUCUGUAGUAGUUGCGGUGCCAGGUGUUCCCUGGGAUCCUCCCAUAUUAGAACUAUUGGACCCUGCCCAUCAGAAUGUUUGCAGCCGCAGCCCUGCGUCUGGAUUUUCCUGCAUGCAAAUUAAGCUAAGUAGGGCCAAUCUCAUGGGCUGAGAGCAUCAGCUGAUUGCUCUUCGUCAAAGAGCGGCAACCUUUAUUGGACCUAUUUAGCUUGGAUUAGACCUUUGACAAGAGAAGUUGGAUGAGGGAAUAAGAUAAGAAGUCAACUGGUUUGAAAUGGUUUGACUCCUUGCACAAUAGUUUAUUUUUUUCAGUGGUUAUGGUGCUUGGAAUGUUUCUUUAAAACAUUUUGUGAUGUAAAUUUCGCUUAGCACAUUGUAUGCUUCAUGUAUACUUUUUGCUGUGCAUAAAACAAAUCUAACACAUCUGCUAGUUAACAUUUUAGGUUUAUUUAUUAAUUUUGGUCCAUGUUUUCUCACCUCAUGUGUCCUUUUUUUUAAAUGUAUUUUUUCCUUUUUCUCUCUCAAUCUUACUUUAAUUCACACAGUGAAAACCCGGGAUUGUAUUUUGACUCCGAAAUCUCUUUGACUACUGGCAGUCACCAUUCCAGUUCAGGAACAUCGCACUACACAGAAUCUCGAGGAGAGACACCGUGCUCGUUUGAUGAUGAUGAGGAAGAUGAAGAUGAUUCGUCCUCCCUGGAAUAAAAACAUCCUACAUGAAGAGUGUGUGUGCAUGAGUGUAUAUGAUGAGUGUGUGCGUGGAGUGCAGUCUAUUGACCUGAAGACUUCACUGGAAAGAGUGGCGAUUAUGGUGGGUCUUGUGGCAUCUAUUUCUUGGUAAAGUAUAAAAUUACAAGAGAAGCCAAACUCAGCCCUACAUGUUGGCAUUGUGCCACGUGGCUGUUACCGGAUGACCACAAUUAUGUUUUAGCUUUGUUUUUUGAAGACUUAAUUGCCCCUCCCAGUGUGAAAAAAAAAAAUGCUGCUUUAACUCUGUCGCUGCUGGAUUUUUGUAUGCUCACUGCCUUUGCCAGCUUACAAACUUUUCACAGACUAGAAACAGCUCAGUGAAUUCAGAGCAUACGGGAAAAUCUUAUUUAGGGAUGAAGCCUGCUACCAUUUAUUAUGGACUCUGCUACUUGCAGGCUUCAGCACUGAGUACAGAUACUGCUUUUUAAAUGCCAGGGUAGUAUUGUCCAUCACUCUGGCCCUGCUAGGUUUAAAUUAAGAGGCUUUCGUUUCUAUGAAAAUGUUUUUGUUUUUUUCCGUAAAUAGAAAUUUGCUGAAAGGCUAGUGAUUAACCUUUUGCAUGCCGGAGCGGUGCACAAAACACUGCGAAGGAAGCCAUUGGCGCAGUAGGUUCUCUCUCAGAAGGAACCUUUCAAACCGAAGCUGGAAGAAAAAAAAAUUAUUUUUUUCUUUGUUUAGAAAUGUUUAAGCCAGUCUGCAAUAAAACAUGUUCUUAUAAAGACUGAGAUGGAUAUAUAUAAAUAUAUUAUUUUUUUUUAUAUAUAUAUAUUUUUUUUGUACACCUCAAUUUUAUGUUCUGCGUUUUCUUCUUCUUCUAAGUACCAAGAUAUCCCAGAAUCAAAUAGUAUAAGAAAUGCUCAGAUUAUUUUUUUUUCCUGUUUUUCUGUUAGAUGUAAACCCAAACAGAAUAUCUCAAAAAUGGUGGAAGGUUCACGUAUUCCACUUUUUUGCAUGCUAACAAUAAAAAUUAUUUUAUUUAACUUUUUUGUUUGCCGAACAAACAAUCCUUUCCUAUAUCUUGCGAAAUUUGGUUUUUGUUUUAAUUAAAUCACUUAUUCACAGAUUCUUAGUAAACCGUGAAAUUAGCCAAAAUGAAGCAAUCAGACUCUUUAAUCAUUUUAGCGAACACAAAAUAAAAAAUAGAAAAGCCCUAAGUUGUAUUUACAGAUCCCAGUACACUUAAACUCUUGGGUAUUCUCCUGCACUCACUCGUAUUGACAAAUCAAUCCCUGCGGAGUUCAUACAGGGUAAAAUCCCAUCAUAAUCGGAAUGUUGCUGAACUCUGCAUGGAGUUGUUAAAAUCUUGGUCAACUCAUGUUCUGGCCAUGUUCGGACAAACUCAGCAGCCCAAAUCAAAAUUUUCUUUGACAUUGGAAAGGUUGUGUCUGUUGAGGGAUCGUAUUGAUUACAAAGUAUCACAUGGCCAAUGGAAUGAAGCCAAAUCGCAGAACAGACUUUGAUAGUCUACUCGUAUCAAUGGAAUUGCAUCGAAGGGACUAUCUGAAAGUCCAUCACUGCCUUAGAUUUGUACUUGGUAGUCUGUUUAUUGUACAAGUACCAUUGUGCGCAACCUGCCUAAUCAAAACUUUGUUGGCUACGUUAGGUAUGUGCUAUUGAAAUGUGGUGAGGAGUUGUUCAAAAUAUUUACUGUUUGUAAAAAAAAAAAAAGGAAAAAAAAUCUAUACAGGUUUUCUCUGUUCAAUAAAAUCUUAUUUUUUUUUUCCUUGACCUGA
This is a messenger RNA of Pelobates cultripes (western spadefoot toad), 51191 nucleotides long. Lineage: Eukaryota; Metazoa; Chordata; Amphibia; Anura; Pelobatidae. The record is from the annotation of a GenBank genome assembly.